AAACAUUCCUCAUUCCUCAUCAUCAUCAUCGCGCAAGCAAGAAAGAUCGAAAAAUCAAUCCCAAAAAUAAAUCCCUAUAACUUAUUUUUAGACCCUAAAUGAGAGUCUAGUCUAACUCAUCGAGAGAGUAAAAUUCAAGAGCUGAUCCUUGCAGUCUAUCGAAUCAUCAUCUUCGUCACAACCCCCCACUAAUCAUCUUGCCAACAUCCGAUCUACUGUGAGGCACAGAAAUAUUCAUCGAAUACACAAAAUCCAUUGAAUUUUCCCUCAUCUGUGAGAUACAUUUUCCCACAGAAACCAGCAUCAUCGUCAUCAUCAUCGCAACCAUCGCCAAGUGAGAGAAAUCCAAUUUUUGCGCUAGCUAUAACGAUCACCUCAGAUCACUUUUAUUUCAUUCUUCGCUCGCACCUCAAAAACGAUCGACGUCUUGGUUUCAGUCUCGGGGAUUUUGACUUGAAACAAAUUUUUUUUAUUUUUAAACAUAUAAGUAAAAUAUACAUAGAGUUAAAAAAAGAUAGAUUUUCUUAAAAAAAAAUAGUUAAAAUUAUUAAUUUUCGUGAUUGAAUAAUUCUUCAAAAAUAGAAAUAGAAGAAGAAGCAAAAAAAAAAAAUUCACAGUGGUUUAAAAAUAGCAGAGGAAAAAAUUGUGUGAGAAAAUUUCGAUAAUAGUGUGUUCUGAAAUUGUGAAAGCUGAAUUUAUAAAAGAUAAAGUGAGAUAGCCUGCAGCAAAAUUCUGUGUGUGUGAAUAAAAUUUCUAUUUUUUGUAUUUCGUGAUAUCGAAUUUUAAGUGGAAAUAAAAGAAAAAAAAAUACAAGAAAAAAAAAUAGAAAAGAAAAAUUUAAAUUGAAUUUAUAUUUAUUGUAAAAGUGAAGAAUACGCCCUCUUUUGAUGGUGUAUAGUGUUACAUAAUGCAACGACAAAAUUCAAAUCCGUACCAACAGGGUGCGUUGCAGCAACAGCAGCAGCAGCAAUCUCAACAAUUCAUCAGUCAAGAACAACAACAACAAUAUUCUCAACAAGUAUCAUCAUCAACUCAGCAGCAGCAAAGUUUUAGCCGCACCGAACAUCAUGUUCAAAGGAGUCAAGUUACAACUCAGCAGAGAGUUCAACAACACCAUGGUGGCACAACCAUUAUGCAACAACAACAAAUCCUACCAUCACUGACACACGUUUAUGCCCAAGGUGACAUUUCGCCGCCAGUCUUCGAACAGAUCUUCCGUAAUGCCCGUUUCGCUCAGGGCGGAAAUGCCAUGUUCGAAGGCAAGCUACGUGGCAAUCCAAAGCCAUUUGUUACUUGGACCCGAAAAGGCGCACCACUUCUCGAGUCUCACAAGUAUCGGAUGAAUUAUAACGAAGUCACCGGCGAAGUGUCGCUGCUCAUCAAUCAAAUUGGGCCUGGCGAUGAAGGUGAAUACACAUGCAGCGCCCGCAAUCAAUAUGGCGAAGCUAUAUGCUCAGUUUUCAUUCAGCCCGAAGGUAUGGCAAUGCCAGUGUUGCAGCCAAUUCAAACCCACGACAAGUCCAUGUACACCAAUGGCUACUCCUUCACAUCCAUCGAAGAGGAGUUCCGUGUGGACACAUUCGAGUAUAGACUAUUGCGGGAGGUCUCAUUCCGAGAGUCCAUUACCCGACGAACACAGUAUGAAUCCGACUUUCAGCUUUCGACCGAAGUUGAUCGUGCCCUUGGACCUGCUUUCGCACCGCAGAUCAAUACCAAGCCACGCAACUCAAAACUCGUCGAAGGCUCUGAUGCCGUAUUCACUGCCAAAGUUGGAUCGAACCCGAAGCCAAGGUUGACAUGGUUCCGCAAUGGUCAACGUAUUAUGCCAUCGGCUAAACAUGAGAUCUCUUAUUCGAGCAAUAUGGCAACUCUACGUGUGAAGAAUGCUAAUCUUCAAGAUGCCGGACAUUACACUUUGUUGGUGGAAAAUGUCCAAGGUUGUGUAGUCUCAUCUGCUGUGUUGGCCGUUGAGCCAGCUACUGAAUCUUCGCAUGAACCAAAGCCUGUUGAUAUCAUGGCUGAACAGUUGGAGGCCGGUAAGGCUUUGCCACCGCAAUUUGUACGGGCCUUCACCGAUCGUGAAGCUACCGAAGGCCGCAUGACUCGUUUCGAUUGUCGCGUCACUGGAAACCCUUAUCCCGAAGUCUACUGGUUCAUCAAUGGCCAGAUGAUUAACGAUGAUGCCACCCACAAGAUAUUGGUCAACGAAUCCGGUAGCCAUUCGCUGAUGAUCACCAACGUUAGCCGUUAUGACGGUGGUGCAGUUCAGUGCUUAGCUCGUAAUAAGGCCGGCGAAGUUGCCAUCGAAGCUCAACUAAACGUGCUCGAGAAGGAACAAGUUGUUGCACCACAAUUCGUUCAGCGUUUCCAAACACUCACGGUACGUGAAGGCGAACCAGUUGCACUCAGUGCCAAUGCUAUCGGAACACCAGUUCCCAGGAUCACCUGGCAAAAAGAUGGUGUCCAAAUUAGCUCGACACAAGAUCGUUUCGUUGGCAUUGAUGGCGGAGCUACAUGCUUGGAAUUACCACGUGCCACGCCAGCUGAUGCUGGUUGGUACCAGUGCACUGCACAGAAUGUUGCAGGAUCGACGGCAAAUCGUGCCAGACUCUAUGUAUUAGAAACUCCCAGAGAUCAGCCCCAAGAACAAAGACGUCUACAGUUACCAAGGCCCACUAAAGUUAUCGAACCAGAACCUGUUCCUGGGCCAGAAAUCAUUUAUUUGCGUCAUGUGGAACGCGCCAAGCCUCAUUUGCGUCCCGGCGAAGAGGACCGCGUCUAUCCACCACCGCAAUUCAUCAUACCACUACAAAAUGUUCAACAGACCGAAGGAGGACGCGUCCAUAUGGAAGCUCGCAUCGAACCAGUGGGCGAUCCUUCAAUGGUCGUUGAGUGGUUCCUAAAUGGAAGACCACUUGCUGCAAGUUCCCGUGCCACAUCAGUCUUCAAGUUUGGAUUCAUCGCUUUGGAUUUGAUCACUAUCAUCGAACAAGACAGCGGCGAAUACAUGUGCCGUGUCACCAAUGCCACCGGAAUGGCAGAAUCACGCGGCAUUCUAACUAUUGUUCAACGUCCAUCAAUCGAACAGAGGUCACAACACCCAAGCAGCUUGCAAUACAUCAGCCAGCUCGAAGACUACUCGAAAUACUCUCGCCAAGAGAGCACCGAAGAGCUGAUGAGCCAAAAACCAGCUUUCAUUAAGCCUCUAUAUGACUUGGGCGAAUUCGAAGAGGGCAAAAACAUUCACUUUGAGGCCCAACUAACACCCGUUAACGACCCAACAAUGCGUGUUGAAUGGUACAAAGAUGGUCGCCCCAUUACAGCCAGUUCGCGAAUCACUGCAAUCUUCAACUUUGGUUAUGUCUCCCUUAACAUCAUGCACCUACGGGCUGAAGAUGCUGGUUCGUAUACCGUUCGUGCUGUCAAUAGGGUCGGUGAAGCCAUUAGUACCUCAACUAUACGCGUCAUCUCAAGAAGUCAAGUUACUGCUGAUUUGGGUAUUCCCGAACAGCAACGUUAUAUCGAAAAGGUCGAAGAGUUGGAACAAUACCAAAAGUCUCAACACAAGAAAUAUGUUCAUGAGGUCCCAGAACCAUCUGGACCUCCAGUCUUCAAGACUCCAAUUAAAGAUCAAGUUGAUAUGCGGGAAGGAGCCUAUGCUCAUUUCGAAGCCCGUUUAGAACCAGUUGGAGAUUCAACCAUGCGUGUAGAAUGGUUGAAAGAUGGACGCCCACUCGAAGCAAGCUCAAGAAGUACAACUUUCUUCAACUUUGGUUAUGUUGCUUUGACCAUCAAACAACUAACAAUUUAUGAUGCUGGCGUUUAUACUUGCAGAGCCUACAAUUCGCUUGGGCAAGCAACGACAUCGGCCAAUUUGACCGUUCUAUCAAAGAAGGCAAUUGUGUCCGAAUCACAACACCCAGGUGGUAUGCAAAAAAUACAACACCUGGAAGAUUCAUCGAGAUACGCUCGUAGCGUUGAGGAAGAAACUAAAAUCACUCAGAUUCCUCGUUUCUUGGGACCCAUGAAGGGUACCAAUAAAAUUUUAGAAGGUCAACGUGCUCAUUUCGAGGCACGCGUUGAACCACAAUCAGAUUUGUCUAUGAAAAUCGAAUGGUAUCAUAAUGGCAAGGCCAUUACAGCCGCCAAUCGUAUACAAACUUAUUAUGACUUUGGUUAUGUCGCUUUGGAUAUAUCAGCUGUGAGGGCUGAUGAUGCCGGUGUUUACACUGUGGUAGCUAGAAAUAAGCUAGGUGAAGCUCAAUUGUCGGCAACGAUGGUAGUUGAAACUCGUUCCAGUAUUGACACAUCUAGCAUGCAUCGUGGUUUGGUUGAAAAAACUCGCCAAUUGGAGGGCCAAAGGUUCGUUGAGCCCCAAUAUGACAUUGAGGAAAUCUCGAAAUCCAAACCCAUCUUCGUUCAACCUUUGUCAGACCCCAAACCAAUGCACGAAGGCAAGAAUAUUCACUUGGAAUGUCGCCUUGAACCUAUGGGAGAUCCAACAAUGAGAGUUGAGUGGUUCCAAAAUGGCCGCCCAAUCACUGUUGGUUCCCGUUUUAGGACCUACUAUGACUUUGGCUUUGUAGCUUUGGAUAUUGUCCAAACUAUCGCCGCUGAUUCAGGAGAAUACACCUGCCGGGCUACCAACCAUCUCGGCUCGGCUCAUACUUCGGCCUGUGUUCGCAUCAUUGAUCGUUCUGAUAUUGUCACCGAAACUCAAAAUGAAAUGUCAUUGGAGCAAAUUCAGCUUCUGGAAGAUGCUUCCCGUCGUCGUCAGCAUGUGGUUGAGGAGAUCACCGUUAUGCAAGCUCCUCAAUUCACCCGACCAUUGCACAAUAUCGAGACAAUGGAAGGUACAAAUGUCCAUCUUGAGUGCCGUUUGCAACCUGUUGGUGAUCCAACCAUGCACGUUGAAUGGUUUGUUAAUGGCCAACCCUGCAAGACUGGUCAUCGUUUUAGACCAGCUUAUGAAUUCGACUAUGUCGCUUUGGAUCUUUUGGGAGUGUACGCUAUCGAUUCUGGAGUUUACACCUGUCAAGCUCGUAACCAGCUUGGUGAAGCUGUGACUUCAUGUUCAGUUAGAAUUAUUGCCAAGAAAGAUCUUGUCUUGGAUACCCAAAAUGCAUCGGGUUUACAGAAGAUCCAAUAUUUAGAAGACUCUUCCAGAUACAAGAGGUCUGAAUAUGUUGAUGAAACUAUUAAUAUUCGUCCACGUUUCUUAACUCAUCCAAAGAACCUUGGAAACAUGCGUGAAGGAGCUCAUGCACACUUUGAAUGCAAGAUUGAACCAGUUACCGAUCCUAACUUGAAGGUUGAAUGGUUCAAAAAUGGAAGACCUAUUACCAUCGGUCAUCGUUUUAGACCAAUUCAUGAUUUUGGCUAUGUAGCUCUUGAUAUUGUCGAUCUUAUUGCUGAAGAUUCUGGUGUUUAUACCUGCCGUGCUCAGAAUCUUGUCGGAGCCGAUGAGACUCGUUGUGAGUUGAUUUGUCGCAGUAGUGAACAAAUUGUUACUGUCACUCAGAACGAAGCUGGUUUGGAGCAAAUCCAUUAUUUGGAAGAUAGGUCUAAAUAUAGUCGCCGUGAAGAAAUCGACGAGACAACUAAGCAGGCGCCGGUCUUCACUACCUCUUUGAAGAAUAUCGACAUUAAGGAGAAUCAACGUGCUCACUUUGAGUGCCGUUUGAUUCCGGUCUCUGAUCCAACAAUGAAGGUCGAAUGGUAUCAUAAUAACCAACCUCUCAAAUCGGGAUCAAGGUUUACCGAGACCAAUAACUUUGGAUUUGUCGCACUUGACAUUAUGUCUUGCUUGCCAGAAGAUGCCGGUACUUAUACCUGCCGUGCUUAUAACGCUAUCGGUGAAGCUGUUACAUCUGCUAUCGCUCUCGUUCACACUAAGAAGUCGAUUUACAUGGAAUCACAGCACGAAGGUGCUUUACACCGUUUGCAAUACCUUGAAGAGUCUGCUAAACGUCAAAAAAUGAGCGCUCAAGAGGAAGUUAUAACUCAAGCCCCUGUCUUUACAAUGCCAGUUAGGGAUGUCCGUGUAGCUGAAAAUCAAGCUGUUCACUUUGAAGCCCGUUUGAUCCCGGUUGGUGAUCCUCAUUUGACAGUUGAAUGGUUGCAUAAUGGUCAACCAAUUGAAGCUUCUAACCGUGUUACAACAAUGCACGACUUUGGCUACGUAGCCUUGAAUAUGAAAUACGUUAACCCUGAAGAUUCUGGUACUUACACUUGCAGGGCUGUCAACGAACUUGGUCAAGCUGUAACUUCAGCUACUUUGAUUGUUCAAUCGAAGGCUGCUCUUCAAAUGGAAACUCAAAAUGAAGCUGCCAUGCAUAAGAUCCAUCAACUUGAAGAUCAUACCAAGUAUACACGUCGUGAAGAAGAGGAAAUCGAGGUCACUCAACCACCAAGGUUUAUUACCCGUUUAAUCGGGCCAACGAACUUAGUUGAAGGCCAAAGUGCUCAUUAUGAAUGCCGUAUUGAACCUUAUCCCGAUCCAGCUUUGAAGGUAGAAUGGUUCCAUAAUGGAAAACCAUUGACCACAGGUCAUCGUUUCCGAAACACUUACGACUUCGGAUUCGCAGCUUUGGACGUUUUGACUGUCUAUGCUGAUGAUAGCGGUGAAUACACCUGCCGCGUUACUAAUAACUUUGGAACAGCAAUUUCGUCUAUCAACUUGAACGUUCAAACCAGGUCGUCAAUCAUUCGUGAGACCCAACACGAGGGAGCUCUCGAGAAGAUUCAAUAUCUUGAAGAUGAUACUCGCUUCCAACGUAAGGAAGAUGAAGAUAUCUAUAUGGCUGAGAGGCCACAAUUCGGAAGACCGUUACGUAACGCUAAUGUAGCUGAGGGCAGGCCAGUCCAUUUGGAAGCUACUCUAACACCGGUCAAUGAUCCAACCAUGAAGGUUGAAUGGUACUGCAAUGGUAUCCCUAUCCAAACUGGUCAUCGUUUCAAGACCACUUAUGACUUUGGAUUUGUUGCUUUGGAUAUCUUGUAUGCUCAUGCUGAGGAUACUGGCACUUAUAUGUGCAAGGCUAAGAACGCUGUCGGUGAGGCUGUUACGACUAGUGCUGUAAACGUCACAGCAAACGCCACUUUAGUGCUCGACACAAUGGACGAGCAGCGUUUAGAGAAGAUUCGCCAAUUGGAAAGCUAUGAACGACCAAAGGCUAAGGAAAUCGAAGAAAAGGGUCAGAAACCAGUCUUCCUUACUCCACUUACCAGCUUGGAGCAUCUGAAAGAAGGUGAACACGCCCAUUUGGAAUGUCGCGUUGAGCCAAUCAACGAUGCCAACCUUAAAAUCGAAUGGUUCCGUAAUGGAAAAGCUAUUGGAGUUGGCCAUCGUUUCAGAACUACCCAUGACUUUGGUUAUGUUGCUUUGGACAUUUUGUAUGCUUAUGGUGAAGAUACCGGCACUUACAUGUGCAAAGCUACAAAUCUUCUUGGCGAAGCUAUGAACACAUGUAAUAUUCGUGUACUCAACCGUCGUAGCAUGAUUUUGGAUACACAGCAUCCUGAUGCUUUGGAGAAGAUUCAAAAACUUGAAGCUAAAGCAGCUCCAAGUCGUCAAGAUAUUGAUGAUCUUCCAAUUAGCCCACCACACUUUACCGUCGAGCUGCGUGGAAAUACUGAAAUUUACGAAGGCAAAACGGCUCACUUUGAAGCACAAGUUCAACCAAUGCAUGAUCCUAAUCUUCGUAUUGAGUUCUAUCAUAAUGGAAAGCCUUUACCAUCGGCUUCACGUUUCCAUAUUACUUUUGACUUUGGAUAUGUUGCAUUAGAUAUUUCCCAUGCUGUCGCUGAAGAUGCUGGGGAGUACUCUGUAAGGGCUGUUAACAAUUUGGGACAGUGCACCUCGUCAACCAGUUUGAGAGUGAUUCCAUUCGGUGGAAUCCUCUCCGAAACCCAACAUCCAGAGGGUCUUGAGAAGAUUCGUGCACUUGAGUCGAGUGCACCCUUCCAUAGGCCAGAAGUUGAGGGACCUCAGACCCGCCAGCGUCCAGUCUUUACUCAGCCUCUUCAAAACAUCGAUCGUAUCAAUGAAGCCCAAACAGCUCACUUUGAAGCCCGUCUUAUUCCAGUGGGUGACCCGAACCUUAAGGUCGAAUGGUACCGUAAUGAAAAACUCAUCGAGGACAGUUCGCGUAUUACCAAACAGCACGACUUUGGAUUUGUCUCUCUUGACAUUUCCCACAUUCGCAAAGAAGACGAAGGCGUUUACAUGUGCCGAGCUGUCAACCCACUCGGAGAAGCUGUUACAACAGCCUCAAUGCGUGUUGUCACCGAGGCCAGCAUUCAAAUGGAUACCCAGCAUCCAGAAAGUAUUGGACGGAUUCACCAACUUGAGCGACCAACAGCUCCCAAACCUGAAGAACCAGAACGUAUGUUCGAGAAGCCCAUCUUCACCCAAUUGCUCACCGGUCCAUCAGAGCUGUGGGAAGGACAACAUGCUCACUUUGAAGCUCGUGUUGUGCCAGUUGGUGAUCCAACUUUACGUUUCGAAUGGUAUGUCAAUGGAGUUGAACUUCAAAUGGGAUCACGUCUUCGUACAACUCAUGACUUUGGAUUCGUCACUUUGGACAUUAGUUCGGUUGUUAAGGAAGAUUCUGGAAUGUACAUGUGCAGGGCUUAUAAUGCAGCUGGUGAGGCUGUAUCUUCAACUGGCAUGAAAGUCAAGACCAAGUCAUCGAUUGCUGGAGAACCAUUGAUCCCAGAAUCCUGGGAAGCAAUCAGAUUGAAGGAAGCUGCCAUGAAUCGUGUUCCAGAGAUGUUUGUUGACACAUCACCACAACAAGCUCCAGUUUUCACCACACAUUUGCAGAGCUUUGAUAAAUUAUCCGAAGGACAACAUGUUCGUUUGGAAGCUCAAGUUGAACCUAGAGCUGAUCCUAAUCUUCGAAUUGAAUGGUUCAAGAAUGGAAUUACUCUUACCACUGGAGCUCGUAUUCGCAGUACUUUCGACUUUGGUUUGGUCAAUUUGUCCAUCAAUGGGCUUCGUGCCGAUGAUUCUGGCAUUUACACCUGCAAGGCUACCAAUUUGAUUGGUGAAGCUGUAUCAACUUCGUCACUAAAGAUUGAAGAUCGCCACUGGUUGAUGGCUGAUACUCUUCACCCAGAAUCACUGCCACGCAUUGACGCCCUUGAAGCACCUAAGGAAGGCCGUCCUGCAGCUCCAGAGCCAGUUUAUGAAUCUCCAGUCUUUAUCACUCAUUUGAACAACAUCGAGUGCAAGGAGAACGAAAGUGUUCGUUUCGAAUGCAAUGUCGAACCAGCUCGUGAUCCAACCAUGAGAAUUGAAUGGUUCUACAAUGGCAAUCCAUUGCCAGCUGCAGCUAAAUUCAAGAGUAUUUAUGACUUUGGUUAUUGCGCUUUGGAUUUGACAAGUUGUUAUGCCGAAAAUAGUGGAAUCUACACAUGCAAGGCUACCAACAGCAAGGGUUCAGCUACAACAUCGGGAACUCUUAAGUGCACCGGGGAUAAGAGCAUGUUCUUUGAGACUCAACAUCCUCAAGGACCUGCAGGUCUUCAAGCUGUUCAAGAAACUGAAGAGGCUCUGGCGAACAGAAACAAGCCAAAGGAUGCCAAACCUGAGGCAGUUUAUCCACCACCAGUUUGGACUGUACCAUUGAGUCCCGAAUUCAAGCUGUCUGAAGGACAACCUCUUCAUUUGGAGGGCAAUGUCGAACCAAAAGAAGAUCCAAAUCUCUUCAUCGAAUGGUACUUCAAUGGAAAGCUUUUACAACAUGGUUCCAGAUUCAAGAUGACUAGCGAAUUUGGUUUUGUUACUUUGGACCUCAUUGAGACCUAUGAACGUGAUCAAGGCAUGUAUACUUGCAAGGCUUAUAACAGGUCUGGUGAAGCAUUCACCCAGACAACUAUCUUCUGCAGUAGCAAGGAAAGUAUCAUUGAGAGAACUCAACAUCCAAAGGGUGCCGAAGGUCUUGAACAAAUCCAAGACUUGGAAGAGUCAUUGCGUAAGGACGGAACUAAGCCCGAGUCACCAGAAGAUGGUCAAGCUCCUCGAUUUACUACAGAGUUUGUACCAAUCAUGGAUAUUGGUGAAGGUGAGAUUGCUCAUUUCGAGGCUAAUUUGGUUCCAACUGGAGAUCAGACCAUGGUUAUUGAAUGGUUCUAUAAUGGAAAAGUACUCGACGCUGGACAUCGUUUCCGUACAAUUUAUGCCUUUGGAAUGGUUGCUCUUGAAGUUUUGGGCACUAAGAUUGAAGAUUCAGGAACUUACACCUGCCGUGCCACCAACAAAUGGGGAACUGCUGAAAUUCAUGUAGAAUUGGGAUGUGUUGAUAAGCCAAAGGGUCAAAAACCAAGGUUUACAACUCACAUUCAAAGCCUGGAAGGUCUUAAGGAUGGUCAAUCGGCUCACUUUGAGUGUACAUUGAUCCCAGUUAACGAUCCAGAAUUGAAGGUCGAAUGGUAUCACAAUGGCAAGCUUUUGCGUCAUUCGAACCGCAUCAAGCCCGUCUCAGACUUUGGAUAUGUCCUCUUGGACAUUGCCUACCUUCAAGAUCACGAUAGUGGUGAAUAUGUUUGCCGUGCCUGGAACAAAUACGGUGAAGACUUCACUCGUGCCACACUCAAUUGCCGUGGACGUGGUGGAGUAUUCUCUGAUACUCUUCAACCCGAUUCUCUACAACGAAUUCGUGAAUUGGAAUGCCCACAAAUGGGUGACCAACAUGGUCCAACUACACCAACUGGAGAACCACCCAAGUUCAUUACUCAAAUUAGUGAUGCCACCAAAUUGGUUGAGGGACAAAGUGCUCACUUUGAAGCUCGUCUUACACCCAUCACCGAUCCAGAAUUGGUUGUCGAAUGGUACUUUAAUGGCAAGAAAUUGCCACAUGGACACAGAUUUAGGACGUUCCACGAUUUUGGUAUUGUUAUUCUGGACAUACUCUACUGUUAUGAAGAGAACUCCGGAGUAUACGAGUGCCGUGCUUAUAAUAAAUACGGCGAGGACGUUACUAGGGCGACACUUAAGUGCUCAUCAAAGGCUAGUUUGAUUUUGGACUCGCAACUACCGCGAGGCAUGGAGGGAGGCUUGGAAAAGAUCCAAAACUUGGAAUACUCCAUGGUCCGUUCCCGUGAUGAGACAGUCGAAGAAACACGCGGUAAAGCACCAGUGUUCACUGUACCUCUUUCGAAUAUCGACAACUUGCGCGAAGGUGAAAAUGCUCACUUUGAGGCCCGUUUGACACCAACCAACGAUCCCAAACUUAAAGUCGAAUGGUAUUGGAAUGGCAAACCGUUGCGAGCUGGUUCUCGCUUCCGUACAUUCUGUGACUUUGGUUUUGUUAUUCUUGAGAUCUCACCUGUAUAUCCUGAAGAUUCUGGUGAAUUCUCAUGCCGUGCCAUCAACGAGUACGGUGAAGCUGUUACCACAGCUACCAUGAAGAUUCAAGGAAAACGUAGUAUCAUUAUGGAAUCUCAGUUGCCAAAGGGUAUGGAAGGCACUAUCGAUCGUAUUGCCGAACUUGAAGGUCUCGGAGCUGGACGCAGUGAAUUCGUUCAGGAAGAUGACUCUGGUAAGCCACCAGAGUUCAUUACAACACCAUUCGACAUGGUUAUCACUGAGAAUUCGUUGGCUCACUUUGAAUGCCGCUUGCAACCGAUUAACGAUCAAAGUAUGCGAGUGGAAUGGUUCCACAAUGGCAAGGCAUUGUGGGCUGGUUCCCGCAUCAAGACCAUCAAUGACUUUGGAUUUGUUAUCCUUGAAAUUGCCGGUUGUUAUCAACGUGAUUCUGGUUUGUACACCUGCAAGGCUACCAACAAGCAUGGUGAAGCUUCAGUCUCAUGCAAGUUGCAAGUUCGUGGACGCCAAGGUAUCAUAAUGGAACCACAAUUGCCAUCGAACUUCCGCAGUGGCACUGAAAGCUUACAAAAGCUCGAAGAGAGUCUGCACAAGCGUGAAGAGAUUUUCAUCGAUGAAGAACAACCAAAUCCACCAAAGUUCACCGAAGACAUUAAGGACAAUUUAGACGUUCAAGAAGGUGGACCAAUUCACUUUGAUUGCAAGGUAGAGCCAGUUGGUGAUCCAACAAUGAGAAUUGACUGGUUCUUCAAUGGACGUUCCCUGGCUACUGGCUCAAGGGUUCAUAUGUUGAAUGACUUUGGAUUCAUUGCGUUGGACAUUGAUUAUAUCUAUGCUCGUGAUUCUGGUGAAUAUAUUUGUCGAGCUACCAAUAAGUGGGGAACUGCCCAAACUGUUGCUAAGGUUACCUGCAAGGGCAGGAGCAAUAUUGUGUAUGACUCUCAAUUGCCAGAUAGUAUGACUGCUGAAAAAUUGAAGGAACUCGAACGUGGACGUAUUGUUGAACAACCAAAAGCUAUUGAAGUGACAUUUGGACCACCAAAGUUCAUUACCGAGAUUGCUUCAGUUAUGGCUGAAGAAGCUGAGGCUAUUCGAUUUGAAUGUCAAGUUGAGCCGAAAGAAGAUCCAAAACUACGUAUUGAAUGGUAUCAUAAUGGUAAAAUGAUUCCAAUUGGACAUCGUUACCGAACAGUUCAUGAUAUGGGUUUCGUGUCUUUGGACAUUUUGUACGUUUACUCUGAGGAUUCUGGUGAAUAUACCUGCCGUGCUGUGAAUGACUUUGGUGAAGACCGUACUGUAGCAACUAUUUCCUGCAAACAACAACCAUCAAUUGUCCUUCAGAACCAAGUGCCAAGAGGCAUGCAUCGUAAUGAAACCAUCACUCAGAUGGAAGCAGCCAUCAAGAGGUACACAUCCGAAGUGCAUCUUACUGAAGAUGAUCUCUUCGAUCCAGAUCGCAAGCAACCACCUAGAUUUGUUACCCAAAUUAAGGAUCAAACCAAAUUGACGGAAAUGCAAUCGACCAAGUUUGAGUGUCAAUUGGCUCCUGUUGGAGAUCCAAAUAUGAAAGUUGAAUGGUUUUUCAAUGGCAAACCAUUGUUGCAUAAGAAUCGAUUCAUGCCAAUUUAUGAUUUUGGCUAUGUAGCCAUGAACUUUGGAUGGGUUUACCCAGAAGAUAGUGGUGAAUAUGUCUGCCGUGCUACCAAUUUAUAUGGCAAAGAUGAAACAAGGGCUAUAAUUAAGACAACUGGCAAACCAGGUAUUGUGUAUGACUCACAAGUACCAAGCUACAUGAAUAGUAUCGAAAGAAUUCGAGAGAUGGAAGCAUCAUGGCAAGUUGUCCCUGAAGAACCUGAUCCAGAUGCAAAACCAAGAUGUGCACCAACAUUUGUUAGCAAGUUGGAACCACAAACUGUAGAAGAGGGUGAACCAGCGAGAUUCUGUGUUCGUGUCACUGGACAUCCACGACCAAGAGUUAUGUGGCUUAUCAAUGGACACACUGUUGUACAUGGAUCUCGUUACAAGCUUACAAACGAUGGAAUGUUCCAUUUGGAUGUUCCAAAAACACGACAAUACGACACUGGCAAAGUAGAAGUAAUUGCUCGCAAUUCAGUUGGCGAAGCAAUUGCUACAACCGAACUUAAAGUCAUUGCCCGUUCUGAUGACUAUCGUAGCAUUUUGAAGAAUUCACCAAGACCCUGGUAUGAUCAAGAGCUAUCAAUUUACCAAAAAGAACGUCAAGAAAAUGAAUUGGAAAAAACAUUCGAAGAACGUAAACACUAUUUGGCUGAGCAAAGUGGUGCCAAUCUUAAAGGAGUUGAACACCUUAAACAAAAGGUUAUCAAACCUGAAGUACCAGCUUGGCAAAAGACUGUCAAAUCGAAGAAAAACGAAGAUUACUACAGCAAAUUGCAAGAACUUGAAACCGAACAAUUGUUGAAGGAGACCAAAUUACGUGAAGAACAUCAUCAAUUUGCAAUUCCCGGGCAAAAGGUUGUUGCCACCUCAGCUGCCAAGGGUAUGGCACAGAACUAUGAAGAGAGCUUAGAAAAAUCAGAGUCAUUGGAACAACAAAAGACCAGCACAACCCAAAAAAUCCAGAAGAAGGGUCCUGUAGAGCCAUCAGAAUCAUCGGUACAUGGUCGCGAAGUGCACAUGAACAAACAAAAACAAGUUCAGAAGCAAGUCGUAGGAGAUCUUGAGAUCACCCGAAAGAUCACUGCAACCGAAACCACAGAAGUCGAACACAAGGGCACAAUUCAAGAACGUGUCGUUGAAGGCCCCGUUCAACCAGCUAAGCCUCCAGUCUUCACCAAGAAGAUUCAGCCUUGCCGAGCUUUUGAGAACGAACAGGCUAAGUUCGAAGUCGAGUUCGAUGGCGAACCAAUGCCAACCAUCAAAUGGUAUCGCGAAAGCUUCCCCAUUCAAAACUCGCCAGAUUUGCAAAUCCAUACUUUCGGAUCAAAGUCGGUUUUGAUUAUUCGUCAAGUCUUCGUUGAAGAUUCAGCUGUAUUCUCUUGCGUUGCUUCAAACCGUGGCGGAACUGCUAAAUGCAGUGCCAAUUUGGUAGUGGAAGAAAGACGUCGUGCUGGAAAGGGAGGAAUUUCCCCACCAAGCUUCGUUCAGACGAUCCAAAGUACUAACGUUGCUACUGGUCAGUUGGCCCGUUUUGACGCCAAGGUUACCGGAACCAAGCCUUAUGACGUUUACUGGUUAAAGAACAGCACUAAAAUCCAACCAAACAUCAAAUACAAGAUGCUCGAAGAAGACAACAUUUACACUUUACUAGUCAUCGAACCAACACCUGAAGAUUCAGGACGUUACGAAUGUGUUGCCGUGAAUGCAGCUGGUGAAGCACGUUGCGAUGCUGAUUGUUUCGUACAAUCACCAACCAAAACCGAUAAACCAACAACACCUGGUAUUGAAAAGGCACCAGUUCUUGUUGAACCAUUGAAGAAUCAAUCGGUUGAAGAAACUAGCAAAGUUAUCUUCAAAUGUCGUGUGGUUGGUAAACCAACACCAACUGCCAGAUGGUAUCGUGGUGACAAUAUGAUCAAGCCAUCACGUUACUUCCAAAUGACCAGACAAGGUGAAUACUAUCAAUUGGUUAUAUCGGAGGCAUUCCCCGAAGAUGAGGGUGUUUACAAGUGUGUUUUGGAUAGUAAAAUGGGUACUGUACAAACUAGUGCCACAUUGAAAGUUCGUCCAUUGGAGAAUUUAGAUGCUCCACCAACAAUUACUGCUUUGAAGGAUGUUACUGUGACAGAAGGUUUGCCAGCGCAAUUUAAGACAACCAUUACUGGCAAGGUGAAGGCUACCGGGGUGCAAUGGCUGCGUGAGGGACAAUUGAUUCCUGAAACACCCGAUUUUCAGAUGAUCUUCGAUGGCAACAGUGCCGUCUUACUUAUUGGAACAACAUAUGAAGAAGAUUCUGGUAUAUUUACUGCUCGUGUAACAUCAUCAACUGGACAAGUUGAAUCAUCAGCUAAACUGACCGUUAAAAAACGAAGAAUUUCUGCUUACCAACUGCAGACAAUUGAUUCGGUAGAAGAUGAGUCGUCCUCUGGUAAAGAGGACAGCUCACCAGAGUCACCUCAACAGCAACAUUUAUAUCCACCACAAUAUACUCAAAACCUACAGGUGAACGGUCACAGUGGUCAUCGACCUAGAUCGAAGAAACCUCGUAGCAAAAGUUUACAGCCUCAGUCGAAUCUUGUUCCAUGGAGGAAGAGUUCAAGGCCACGUCGAGGCCGUUCUCUAGAGAAACAACCCUUCCUUCCUGGUUUUAAACCCGAACCAGUAAAGUCUUGGACUGAAGAACCGAUUCUGUUGAAGCCCGCUACAAUUGAAAAGAAGGUUGUUCCGAAAUAUGAAGUCGCCAAGGUCUUCCUUAAAUCGAUUAAGGAUGAACGUGAUCAAGGCUUACUCAGUAUUGGGUAUCAAUUGGAGAAGAUUAUCGAAGGCAAGACUGAGAAGGAAGCUAUUCCUUGGGUAACAAUGCGUGAGAAGUUACGAGCUGUUGAACGAGUUCAAAAGCAGCUGGAGAGCUUUGAUCUGGAAGAUGUGUACUUAUCUCCAUUGCAACAUGCUAGGGAGGAAAUAACUCCACAACAGCCUCAACAAGCCCAACAGCAAAUCAUGAAAGAACGAGAGAUUGAAAGACUGAAGAGUUUCGAAGAUGGCGCCAUUAUGGACUUUACCGAAGAAGUUGAAAAACUUAUUUCGACUCAACCAAAAACCGAUACAGUUCCAUGGAAGGAAAUGCGUAAACAGCUCAAGUCCGUACAAAAAGUUCAUAAGCAAAUUGAAAAGUUCAAGAUCGAAGAAGUCGAACUGAAGUCUGUACAAGUUCAAACAGCUACUUCGAAAAUGAUGACAAUGACCGUUGAUGAAUCUUCAAAGGCAUCGAUUGAAAAGGUCAUGACGAGGGAAGAUAUCGAAAGAUAUGAACAAAUGAGUGAAGUACAGAAACAACAAUACAUCACAACUGAAGAUAUCAAUAUUCUAACAGUGGAAGAGCGUGAAAGGUUAGAAGCUCAACGUUUGAUAAGUCAUCAACAAGCAACUAACUGGCGUAAGCCAAGAACAGACUAUCAAAAACAGAACAGUGCCUUGUUUGAAGAUUCUAGUACAAUGCAAGUAGAAGAAGUCACUACGAAGGUUAUUCAACAGCAGGCUACUGAUGAAAUCGCUGUUUACAGACGCAUGAGUAAGACUGAAAUGACACAAGAAAUGCAUAGGCAAGAGUUUACUAGCAUUGAAGACACAAAUAUUAUGCGUCUUCAGAAGAGUGAAUGGGAAAACAGUGAACUGAUAAGGAAACAAGAAGAACCUGUUCAUUGGCGACGUGGUAAGACAACACAACAGGUGGAAGAGACUAGACUUACACAUGUCGAAGACUCUACAUUCCUUGAUCGUAGGGAACAAGAAGUUGAAGAAGUUAGAAAAGAAGAAGCAAUUCUUCAACCAACACAUUGGCGUCGUGGAAAACCAACUGAAUUCCAACAAAUUGAAGAUUCUUCGUUCUUAGAAUUGAAACCGGAAGAAAUUGAAGAGGUUACUAAGAAACCUGAAGAGGUACCAGUUAUGUGGGAGAGAGGCAAGCGUAAGCCACAACAAGAAGUUGUUGCUGAAGAAUUGGCACCUGUUGAACAGAUCAAACCAAAACCAACAAGACAGAUUAUUCCACAACAACCGGAACAAGUUGAAAAGGUUGUUCUUAAGCCAAUUCCUCGGCAAAAACCUAAGCAACAAGAAAUUGUUACUGAAGACACAACAAUAGUUUCUGAAGAACGACAAGUAAUUGAAGAACAGGAAGAAAUUGUCAAACAUGUUGAAGAGAAAAUUGAAGAACGUAUUGUACAAGAAGAACAACAGGUUGAAACUCAACAAACUACAGUUCCAUGGUUGAGAGGUAAGAAGAAGGAACCACAACAACCAGAAAUGGUUGAACAGGUUUCACUUAAGCCCACUCCAAGACAAAAACCAAAACCACAAGAUGUAGUUGAAGAAGUUCAAUUGAAACCUAUUUCACGACCAAAGCCUGCAGAAAUCCAAGAAAAGGUUACUCACGUUGAGAAGGUUACUGAAGAAAUCACUGAAGAAAUCAAAAAGGUUCAAGAAGAAGUUGAAGAAUAUAUUGAAGAAAAACCACAAGAGCAACCAAAGAUUGAAGAAGUUGCUGUUCCAUGGGUUCGAGGUAAAAAAGCAGCCGAAAAACAACUUCAAGAACCUGAAAAAGUUGAACAAGUUGCACUUAAGCCAACUCCUAGGCAAAAACCAAAACCUGAAGCAGCGGUAGCUGAAGAAGUUCAGCUUAAGCCAAUUUCAAGACCAAAACCUGUAGAAAAACCAGAAAUUAUUCCUCAAGAAGAGAAGGUUACUGAAGAAGUAAUUGAAGAAGUCAGACCUGUACAAGAGGAAGUUGAAGAAGUAGUUCAACCAGAAGAACAACCUGAACAGCCAACAGUUCAAGAAACCGCUGUACCAUGGAAACGAGGCAAGAAGGCCGAAAUUCGUCCACAAGAACCGGAAAAGGUAGAACAAGUCACAUUGAAACCUACUCCAAGGAAGCAAAUUCCUAAACCAGAACCUGAAAAACCUGAAGAAGUACAAUUGAAGCCGUUUAAGAAUCAAUCGAUUGUUGAAAUUCCUCAGGAACCAGUCAAAUUGGAGCCUAUUCCUCAACCUGAGAAACCAGUAGUUGAGGAACUGGUUCAACCACAGCCACAAGAAGGUGUUCCAUGGCAACGUGGAAAGAAGCAAAAGCCACAACCUGAAGAAGUGGAAGAAAAAUCAUGGCCCACUGGUAAGAGGAAACCAUUAGAAAAGGAACCGGAGGAACCGAUUUCUCUGAAACCAGUUCCAAGGCCUGCGCCUGAAGAAGAAAAGGUAGAAGAAGUUGCUCUUAAGCCUGUGAAGCGUCCAUCACUCAAGCCUCAGAAAGAACAAAUAGAAGAAGUCGUGCUUAAACCAGUUUUAAGACAGAAACCUAAGCCAGAACCGGAAGAAGAAAUACAAGUUGCAUUGGCACCAGUUCCUAAACCAGAAGUUUUGGAAGAGGAGAAGCCCGGAAAACCAAUUGUCAUUAAGAAAAAACCAAAAGAAGAACCGGUUUCGGUUGAAGAAGCACAAUGGCCAAAGGGUAAACGUCGUCCAUUAGAACCAGAACCUAAAGAAGAAGUUCAUCUUAAGCCAGUUCCAAGGAAACCAGUUCCUGAAGCUCCAAAGGAACUUAAACAACCAGAAAUCACUCCCAAACCUCAGGAGGAAAUUCCUGUUAUUCCAGAUGAAGAACCAGUUGUUUUGGAAAAACUUGAACCUAUUGCCCCACAAGAAGUCGAAAAGGUUCCAGAAGAAGUUAAACUACCAUGGGUAAGAGGUCAAAAGAAGAAACCAGAAGAACAGCCAAUUGAAGAAAAGAAAUGGCCAAAGGGUAAGAUUCGUCCACAAGAACCUGAACCAAUGGAAGAAGUUCAUUUGAAACCAGUACCAAGAAAACCAGUUGAAGAAGUUGUUGUACCAGAAGAGAAACCCAAGAAAACUCCAAAACCAAAACAUGAAAAGCUUCCAGAAAUUCCCGAUGCCGAGCCAGUUGAAUUGGAGAAGGUUGAACCAUUCGAAAUUGAGAAGGUUCCUGAGGUACCAGUAGAACAACCAGCAGUUCCAUGGAAACGUGGAGAAAAGAAGAAGCCCGUUCCAGAGCAAGUUGAAGAGAAACAAUGGCCAACAGGCAGAAGAAAGCCAAAAGAAGCAGAGGUUCCUGAACAAGUUCAGCUUAAGCCUAUUCCAAGAAAACAAUCACAAGUCGAAGAACCAUUGGAAGCUCCUCUUCAAGCUCCAGUUUUGAAACCUGAAGAACCUCAACAACCAGAACCGGAAGAAGAAGAAAUCAUUCCUGAACCAAUCGUUGAAGAAGAAGAACCACGCAAGGAAAAGGAGAGAAAGAAGAAGAAGAAGCCAAAACUUCACAAAGCUACCCCAUCGGUUGAUGAAGUUAGUGAAGAGGAAGUGAUACCAUUCCAAGAGCCAAUCGCUGAAGAAGAUCAAGUUGAUGCUCUUCCGGUUGAUGUAACAAGUAAAAUCGCUGUAACUGAAGAAGUUCUUCCACACACAGCUGAAGAAAUUCUUACCGAAGAGAUUGUCAAACAGCGUGCUCACAAGAAACGCACAAAACGUCUCAAGGAAGUCUCGUUCGAUGAGCAACCACAACUUCUAGACGCCGAAGAAAUCAAAGAAGAGGAAAUUGUUGAAGAAGAACGUGAAAUUUCACAAAAGACAGUUACCCUUCAAAAGAAGAAAGAAGAACCAAGACCACAGUACAUAACGACGGAGCAGCUGAUUGAGGUCGAUGUUGAUGAGGUUCAUCGUGAGAUCGAAAUGAAGCUCACUUCGAACAUUGUCAAGAAAGAAAGAAGACGCAUUCACAUCGACGACAGUCAGCCGCUUCCCGAGCUGGAACUUAUUACACAAAAACGCAUUCAAGAGGGUCUUGAUAAGCUUGCCGAUGAAGAACUUAUUGAAGAUGAAGUUAUUCAACAAACUUCUGAACAAACUAUUUCUGAGGUCCAAGAGCAGGAACGAAAGAUUGUUCGUAAGAAGAAACGUGAAGUUCGUCCUCCAAGAAUUACUGAGAAAUUAAGACCUCGAGAAUGUGUUCCCGAUGCACCAGCUGUGCUAGAAUGCAAAGUUGAGGGUAUUCCAUUCCCAGAGAUCAAUUGGUAUUUCAAUGACACUUUAUUGUUCGCUUCGGAGAAGUAUGAGAUGUCUGUGGUGGAAAGUGUUGCUAAGCUGAAAAUCGUUAAGGUAACACCACAAGAUGUUGGAGUUUAUACUUGUCAAGCUAAGAAUGAAGGUGGCGUUGCAACUUCAACAGCAAAUGUUUUACUUGAAAGAGAAACAGGACUAGCUCCACAAUUUGUCAAGCCCCUCAAGAUUGAAUUCACUGAACAAAAACCAGAAAGAUGCUCAGUUACUGUGACCUGUCAAGUUGAAGGUAUACCUAAACCAAAAGUAAAAUGGUAUCGUGGUAAAGAAGAAUUGAUUCCAAGUGAAACUGUACAAAUGUUCUACGAUGAAGAAACCGGUGAAGUAGCUCUAGAGGUAAUAAAUCCACCUACCAAUGAAGCUAUAGUGUAUUCAGUUCAAGCUGAGAACACUUUUGGUAGGGCAGUUGGAAAUGCAAAUAUUCUCCGUGAAGCCGAGCCUACGGAAGAAGUAAAAGAAAUACUUAAAGCACCAACUGUCACUCCGUUGACAGUUAAAGUUGUGCCAACUGGUGGCACUUUGGUAUUUGAAUCGGUUUAUGAUGGUAUACCAAAGCCUGAAAUCAAAUGGAUGCGUAAUGGCCGAGAGGUACAAAUCAAUGAAGACGUUACAAUAAUCACAACAGAAACCACAACCACCAUAACUGUCAAAAAUAUGACCCGCAAACGAACCGGUAAAUAUGAAAUCUGUGCUAAAAAUCCAGUUGGCGAGGCUAAAUCUUCCGGUUCAGUGGUAGUUUCUGAUUCACCACAGAGCAAAGAAAUUCAACCACCACGUUUCAUCGAACCAUUGAAACCAAAAUUCAUAGCUGAAAAUGAAGUUGCUAUCUUAGAAGCAGUAGUCGAAUCGGAACCGGUUUCUUCAUUCCAAUGGUUUGUUCACACUGAACCGAUCAAAAGUUCAACUGAAUGUCGAAUUAUGACCGAAGGCAAUAAAUCAGUUUUAUUAAUUGAAAAUUUCACCAAAAAAUUCGCCGGCCCAUACACAUGUCGAGCAGAAAAUGUUGGUGGUUCGGUAACAUCAACCGCUACCGUUGACAUUUUAGAAGAUUCACCAUUCGAACAGGUGACAGAAUUAAUAUCACCACGUUUUGUUGAACCUCUGUCACCCGUUCAAGUGAUGGAUGGUGAGAAAUUGUAUUUGAUAUGCGAGGUACAUGGUCAACCAAUACCACGUGUCGAAUGGUUCCAUAACGAAGAAAAAAUUAUCGAAACAAAGGAAACAGUUAUAACACAAGACAUCCGCGGUGUUUGCACUCUGUCUAUUGCAGAGGUAUUCCCCGAAGAUGAUGGUCAAUAUAAGUGUGUGGCAACGAAUAAAAUCGGAGAAGCCAUUACAACAACAACUGUUAACAUUCAAGCAUUUGAAUAUAUCCCCGAUUCUGAAAUCACUGGCCAAACUGCUUCCGAAGAAGAUCUUCUCGAUAAGACAAUUUCGUUAGACGAAACUGCCCCGAAAAUAAUUAAAAAACUCCCCGAAUUAGUUCAACCCAAAGAGGGUGAACUUGCGAAACUUGAAGUUAAAGUUAUUGGAAAACCAAAGCCUAAAAUUAAAUGGCUGCGCGACAACGAAGAGAUAUUUGCAUCUGAAGAAUAUCAAAUUGAGAAUUUCGAAGAUGGCACCUCGGUGCUGGUUAUAAAUCAUGUAUAUCCCGAUGAUGUGGGUACGAUUAGUUUCGAAGCUUACAAUCCAUUGGGUGUUGCUGUAACAACGGCUGAAUUCGCUGUUGAAGGAAUCGUAGGAACAAGGGAUUACAGGAAACCAGAAUGGGUCAGUCAUAUGGAGGAAAUGCAAAAAGUCCUCAAAGAAACAUCACAAGUUAUUGACUCAAAUGUAGCGUUAACACAUAUUAAACAAAAGUCACCAAGAUCGAAACUGUUGAAGAAGACGACAAAAGUUCAAGAACUUCCUGAAGAAGUCAAGGUGUUUGAGACCGUCUCCGAGGAAGGUAAACCAACCAAAAAGAGAAUUCGUACACGUACAAUCAAGAAGAUCAAGGGAGGCAAACAAGAAGUCACCAAGAUCGAAACUGUUGAAGAAGACGACAAACAACCUGAAACAACAGUCACCGUUGAAGAGGCACCACUUGAUGAAAAACCGGAAGAAGUUCAAGAACUUCCUGAAGAAGUCAAGGUGUUUGAAACUAUUUCCGAGGAAGGUAAACCAACCAAGAAGAGAAUUCGUACACGUACAAUCAAGAAGAUCAAGGGAGGCAAACAAGAAGUCACCAAGAUCGAAACUGUUGAAGAAGACGACAAACAACCUGAAACAACAGUCACCGUUGAAGAGGCACCACUUGAUGAAAAACCGGAAGAAAUUCAAGAACUUCCUGAAGAAGUCAAGGUGUUUGAGACCGUCUCCGAGGAAGGUAAACCAACCAAGAAGAGAAUUCGUACACGUACAAUCAAGAAGAUCAAGGGAGGCAAACAAGAAGUCACCAAGAUCGAAACUGUUGAAGAAGACGACAAGCAACCUGAAACAACAGUCACCGUUGAAGAAGCACCACUUGAUGAAAAACCGGAAGAAAUUCAAGAACUUCCUGAAGAAGUCAAGGUGUUUGAGACCGUCUCCGAGGAAGGUAAACCAACCAAAAAGAGAAUUCGUACACGUACAAUCAAGAAGAUCAAGGGAGGCAAACAAGAAGUCACCAAGAUCGAAACUGUUGAAGAAGACGACAAACAACCUGAAACAACAGUCACCGUUGAAGAGGCACCACUUGAUGAAAAACCGGAAGAAGUUCAAGAACUUCCUGAAGAAGUCAAGGUGUUUGAAACUAUUUCCGAGGAAGGUAAACCAACCAAGAAGAGAAUUCGUACACGUACAAUCAAGAAGAUCAAGGGAGGCAAACAAGAAGUCACCAAGAUCGAAACUGUUGAAGAAGACGACAAACAACCUGAAACAACAGUCACCGUUGAAGAGGCACCACUUGAUGAAAAACCGGAAGAAAUUCAAGAACUUCCUGAAGAAGUCAAGGUGUUUGAGACCGUCUCCGAGGAAGGUAAACCAACCAAAAAGAGAAUUCGUACACGUACAAUCAAGAAGAUCAAGGGAGGCAAACAAGAAGUCACCAAGAUCGAAACUGUUGAAGAAGACGACAAACAACCUGAAACAACAGUAACAGUUGAAGAGGCACCACUUGAUGAAAAACCGGAAGAAAUUCAAGAACUCCCGGAAGAAGUCAAGGUGUUUGAGACCGUCUCCGAGGAAGGUAAACCAACCAAGAAGAGAAUACGUACACGUACAAUCAAGAAGAUCAAGGGAGGCAAACAAGAAGUCACCAAGAUCGAAACUGUUGAAGAAGACGACAAACAACCUGAAACAACAGUCACCGUUGAAGAGGCACCGCUCGAAGAACAGCCUGAAGAAGUUCAAGAACUUCCUGAGGAAGUCAAGGUGUUUGAAACUAUUUCCGAGGAAGGUAAACCAACCAAGAAGAGAAUACGUACACGUACAAUCAAGAAGAUCAAGGGAGGCAAACAAGAAGUCACCAAGAUCGAAACUGUUGAAGAAGACGACAAACAACCUGAAACAACAGUAACAGUUGAAGAGGCACCACUUGAUGAAAAACCGGAAGAAGUUCAAGAACUUCCUGAAGAAGUCAAGGUGUUUGAAACUAUUUCCGAGGAAGGUAAACCAACUAAGAAGAGAAUACGUACACGUACAAUCAAGAAGAUCAAGGGAGGCAAACAAGAAGUCACCAAGAUCGAAACUGUUGAAGAAGACGACAAACAACCUGAAACAACAGUCACCGUUGAAGAGGCACCACUUGAUGAAAAACCGGAAGAAGUUCAAGAACUUCCUGAAGAAGUCAAGGUGUUUGAGACCGUCUCCGAGGAAGGUAAACCAACCAAAAAGAGAAUUCGUACACGUACAAUCAAGAAGAUCAAGGGAGGCAAACAAGAAGUCACCAAGAUCGAAACUGUUGAAGAAGACGACAAACAACCUGAAACAACAGUCACCGUUGAAGAGGCACCACUUGAUGAAAAACCGGAAGAAGUUCAAGAACUUCCUGAAGAAGUCAAGGUGUUUGAAACUAUUUCCGAGGAAGGUAAACCAACCAAGAAGAGAAUUCGUACACGUACAAUCAAGAAGAUCAAGGGAGGCAAACAAGAAGUCACCAAGAUCGAAACUGUUGAAGAAGACGACAAACAACCUGAAACAACAGUCACCGUUGAAGAGGCACCACUUGAUGAAAAACCGGAAGAAAUUCAAGAACUUCCUGAAGAAGUCAAGGUGUUUGAGACCGUCUCCGAGGAAGGUAAACCAACCAAGAAGAGAAUUCGUACACGUACAAUCAAGAAGAUCAAGGGAGGCAAACAAGAAGUCACCAAGAUCGAAACUGUUGAAGAAGACGACAAACAACCUGAAACAACAGUCACCGUUGAAGAGGCACCACUUGAUGAAAAACCAGAAGAAGUUCAAGAACUUCCGGAAGAGGUCAAGGUGUUUGAAACUAUUUCCGAGGAAGGUAAACCAACCAAGAAGAGAAUUCGUACACGUACAAUCAAGAAGAUCAAGGGAGACAAACAAGAAGUCACCAAGAUCGAAACUGUUGAAGAAGACGACAAACAACCUGAAACAACAGUCACCGUUGAAGAGGCACCACUUGAUGAAAAACCGGAAGAAAUUCAAGAACUUCCUGAAGAAGUCAAGGUGUUUGAGACCGUCUCCGAGGAAGGUAAACCAACCAAAAAGAGAAUUCGUACACGUACAAUCAAGAAGAUCAAGGGAGGCAAACAAGAAGUCACCAAGAUCGAAACUGUCGAAGAAGACGACAAACAACCUGAAACAACAGUCACCGUUGAAGAGGCACCACUUGAUGAAAAACCAGAAGAAGUUCAAGAACUUCCGGAAGAAGUCAAGGUGUUUGAAACUAUUUCCGAGGAAGGUAAACCAACCAAGAAGAGAAUUCGUACACGUACAAUCAAGAAGAUCAAGGGAGGCAAACAAGAAGUCACCAAGAUCGAAACUGUUGAAGAAGACGACAAACAACCUGAAACAACAGUCACCGUUGAAGAGGCACCACUUGAUGAAAAACCGGAAGAAAUUCAAGAACUUCCUGAAGUAGUCAAGGUGUUUGAAACUAUUUCCAAGGAAGGUAAACCAACCAAGAAGAGAAUUCGUACACGUACAAUCAAGAAGAUCAAGGGAGGCAGACAAGAAGUCACCAAGAUCGAAACUGUUGAAGAAGACGACAAACAACCUGAAACAACAGUCACCGUUGAAGAAGCACCACUUGAUGAAAAACCGGAAGAAAUUCAAGAACUUCCUGAAGAAGUCAAGGUGUUUGAGACCGUCUCCGAGGAAGGUAAACCAACCAAGAAGAGAAUUCGUACACGUACAAUCAAGAAGAUCAAGGGAGGCAAACAAGAAGUCACCAAGAUCGAAACUGUUGAAGAAGACGACAAACAACCUGAAACAACAGUCACCGUUGAAGAGGCACCACUUGAUGAAAAACCGGAAGAAAUUCAAGAACUUCCUGAAGAAGUCAAGGUGUUUGAAACUAUUUCCGAGGAAGGUAAACCAACCAAGAAGAGAAUUCGUACACGUACAAUCAAGAAGAUCAAGGGAGGCAAACAAGAAGUCACCAAGAUCGAAACUGUUGAAGAAGACGACAAACAACCUGAAACAACAGUCACCGUUGAAGAGGCACCACUUGAUGAAAAAUCGGAUGAAAUUCAAGAACUUCCUGAAGAAGUCAAGGUGUUUGAGACCGUCUCCGAGGAAGGUAAACCAACCAAAAAGAGAAUUCGUACACGUACAAUCAAGAAGAUCAAGGGAGGCAAACAAGAAGUCACCAAGAUCGAAACUGUUGAAGAAGACGACAAACAACCUGAAACAACAGUCACCGUUGAAGAGGCACCACUUGAUGAAAAACCGGAAGAAAUUCAAGAACUUCCUGAAGAAGUCAAGGUGUUUGAGACCGUCUCCGAGGAAGGUAAACCAACCAAAAAGAGAAUUCGUACACGUACAAUCAAGAAGAUCAAGGGAGGCAAACAAGAAGUCACCAAGAUCGAAACUGUUGAAGAAGAUGACAAACAACCUGAAACAACAGUCACCGUUGAAGAGGCACCACUUGAUGAAAAACCGGAAGAAAUUCAAGAACUUCCUGAAGAAGUCAAGGUGUUUGAAACUAUUUCCGAGGAAGGUAAACCAACCAAGAAGAGAAUUCGUACACGUACAAUCAAGAAGAUAAAGGGAGGCAAACAAGAAGUCACCAAGAUCGAAACUGUCGAAGAAGACGACAAACAACCUGAAACAACAGUAACAGUUGAAGAAGCACCACUUGAUGAAAAACCGGAAGAAGUUCAAGAACUUCCGGAAGAAGUCAAGGUGUUUGAGACCGUCUCCGAGGAAGGUAAACCAACCAAAAAGAGAAUUCGUACACGUACAAUCAAGAAGAUCAAGGGAGGCAAACAAGAAGUCACCAAGAUCGAAACUGUUGAAGAAGACGACAAACAACCUGAAACAACAGUCACCGUUGAAGAGGCACCACUUGAUGAAAAACCGGAAGAAGUUCAAGAACUUCCUGAAGAAGUCAAGGUGUUUGAAACUAUUUCCGAGGAAGGUAAACCAACCAAGAAGAGAAUUCGUACACGUACAAUCAAGAAAAUCAAGGGAGGCAAACAAGAAGUCACCAAGAUCGAAACUGUUGAAGAAGACGACAAACAACCUGAAACAACAGUCACCGUUGAAGAGGCACCACUUGAUGAAAAACCGGAAGAAGUUCAAGAACUUCCUGAAGAAGUCAAGGUGUUUGAAACUAUUUCCGAGGAAGGUAAACCAACCAAGAAGAGAAUUCGUACACGUACAAUCAAGAAGAUCAAGGGAGGCAAACAAGAAGUCACCAAGAUCGAAACUGUUGAAGAAGACGACAAACAACCUGAAACAACAGUCACCGUUGAAGAGGCACCACUUGAUGAAAAACCGGAUGAAAUUCAAGAACUUCCUGAGGAAAUCAAGGUGUUUGAAACUAUUUCCGAGGAAGGUAAACCAACCAAGAAGAGAAUUCGUACACGUACAAUCAAGAAGAUCAAGGGAGGCAAACAAGAAGUCACCAAGAUCGAAACUGUUGAAGAAGACGACAAACAACCUGAAACAACAGUCACCGUUGAAGAGGCACCACUUGAUGAAAAACCGGAUGAAAUUCAAGAACUUCCUGAAGAAGUCAAGGUGUUUGAGACCGUCUCCGAGGAAGGUAAACCAACCAAAAAGAGAAUUCGUACACGUACAAUCAAGAAGAUCAAGGGAGGCAAACAAGAAGUCACCAAGAUCGAAACUGUUGAAGAAGACGACAAACAACCUGAAACAACAGUCACCGUUGAAGAGGCACCACUUGAUGAAAAACCGGAUGAAAUUCAAGAACUUCCUGAAGAAGUCAAGGUGUUUGAGACCGUCUCCGAGGAAGGUAAACCAACCAAAAAGAGAAUUCGUACACGUACAAUCAAGAAGAUCAAGGGAGGCAAACAAGAAGUCACCAAGAUCGAAACUGUUGAAGAAGACGACAAACAACCUGAAACAACAGUCACCGUUGAAGAGGCACCACUUGAUGAAAAACCGGAAGAAAUUCAAGAACUUCCUGAAGAAGUCAAGGUGUUUGAAACUAUUUCCGAGGAAGGUAAACCAACCAAGAAGAGAAUACGUACACGUACAAUCAAGAAGAUCAAGGGAGGCAAACAAGAAGUCACCAAGAUCGAAACUGUUGAAGAAGACGACAAACAACCUGAAACAACAGUCACCGUUGAAGAGGCACCACUUGAUGAAAAACCGGAAGAAAUUCAAGAACUUCCUGAAGAAGUCAAGGUGUUUGAAACUAUUUCCGAGGAAGGUAAACCAACCAAGAAGAGAAUACGUACACGUACAAUCAAGAAGAUCAAGGGAGGCAAACAAGAAGUCACCAAGAUCGAAACUGUUGAAGAAGACGACAAACAACCUGAAACAACAGUAACAGUUGAAGAGGCACCGCUCGAAGAACAGCCUGAAGAAGUUCAAGAACUUCCUGAGGAAGUCAAGGUAGUUGAAACAAUCUCAGAAGAUGGAACUCCCAAGAAGAAAAAGAUUCGUACUCGCACAAUCAAGAAAGUUAAAGGUGACAAGCAGGAAAUCACAAAAAUUCAAACAGUUGAAGAAGAAGGCAAGAAACCUGAAACUACAGCAACUAUUGAAGAAAUUCCGAUACAGCAGGAAGAAAAACCAAAAGAAGAGAAAAUAACACAAGAAAGACUUAAGAAAAGAAUUCGCUUACAAAAGCCUGCUGAUGAAGUGCUUGUUCAAGAGUUGCCAGAGAGAAAAUCAUUUAUAUUUUCAAAAACCGAAGAUGGUGUACCAACUAAAACUGUUAUAAAAACUAAAAUUAUAAAGAAAACAGUCGGUGACAAACAAGAAAUUACAAAAAUACAGACUGUUGAAGAAUUUGAAAAAGUUCCUGUUACAACUGUUACUGUAGAAGAGUUUAGUAAGCCUUUCCCAGAAAUUCCUGAUAAGACGGAAAUACCUGUUGUUGAGUUACCAGAGGAAGAGUCUACAGCUGUUGUUAUUGACGAUAACACUGGACAAGAAAAGAAGGUAACCACUAAGAAGCGAGUAAUUAAAAAACCAAAGGGUGAACAAGUGGAACAAACCGAAAUUAAAACUGUCGAGGAAGAAGGUACAGAACCUCAGUUUAUUGUUACAAUAACCGAAGAGGAAAAACCCGUUGAUGACCAUUUAGAACCAAAUACUAUAGAAUCAUUUGAAUUGCCAGAAGAAGUGACUGUUAUACAGGGUAAGACUCCUGAAGGAAAACCCAAAAAGACUACCAUCAAAACAAGAUCGAUCAAAAAACGUGUUGGAGACAUUGAUGAAAUAACAAAGAUUCAAUUUGUUGAACAAGAUGAUCAAGAAACUCCAUACACUUCUGUUCACAUUGAAGAAGUUAAUCCCGAAGAUGAAGAAGCUCUUGACUUGCCUGUUACCAUUGAAGAACUUCCCGAAGAAAUUGCCAUAUCCGAAAUAACUACUGAAGAUAACAAGAAACCCAAAAAGAAGACAGUUAAAACAAGAACAUUCAAAAAGGAUCAAUCACCUCAACUUCCUGAAGUUUAUCAAAUUCAAACCAUCGAAGAAGAAGGCAAGGAACCAUUCUCAAUCAUUCGUGUUGUUAGCGAUGACACUAUUGCUGAUAUAAUAGAUAUUCGUUCAUUGGACGACGAUAAAACACAAAAACCGAAAACACCCAAACACUUAAAACACAAAAAAACACAACCUAAAGAUGAAGAAACUCCUAAACUCGAAGACACUGAAAAGCCAGUUUACAUUACAACAUUCAAAUCAGUGCAAGGUGAAGACGGUCAACCGAUCAUACAAACGGAAAACAAAAAGAUUAUAAAGGAAGAAGGCUUUACUGUUGAAGAGGUACUCAGUGAUACUGAGUAUGUUCCGGAAGAACAAAAGACAAAUGUCGAAAUAGUUGAGGUCAACGAUGUUAAUGAAGAGGACAACAAAGAAUACACUAUUACAGAACCAGAUGACGGUACUGAAGACACACAACACACACCAGAUACAAUUAAAAAACAAAAACCAAAGAAGAAGAAACCUAAAUUCGAUCAAAUUGACGAAGAAGCUCCCGAAGAAGUUUUCGUUGAGUAUCUACCAGAGGUGGUUAGUGAAAUUCAAGAACCAACUGAAGAGGGUGGGGUUAAGACGAAAACAGUUAAAAAACGAAAGAUAAAGAAGACAAUUGGGGAUCAAGAGCAAAUUAUUGAAGUGGUAACGACUAAAGAAGAGGGUAAAGAUGAAGAAAGCACUGUUGUGCUUCUCGAUGAGAAUGAAGAACCAAUUGAAGAGGUUGAUGAAGAACAACAACCUCAAGUGGUAGAUGAAAAACCUAAAAAGAAAAAGAAGAAACCAGUGAAAAAGAUGAAGAAGAAUGAACUUGAUGAAUAUAUUCAAAUGUUGAUUGAGCAAGAAAUUCCAAAAACUGUUCUUCAAAAGUAUGAAAAGGUUGAUCUUCCAAUGGCUGAACGAGGUAGACGUGGUUCAAGUUAUAAACCACAAAAGGCUGAAAAGUCAGAAAUCGAUGAUGGGGAUGUUACUUUUCAUAAGAUUGAUAUUGUUGAAACAGAACCAGAAUUGGUUGAGCGGGAGGUUGUUGAUGAAGAAGGUACAGUGACAAAGGAGGUUGUUAAAAAGCGAAAGAUUCGUCGGCAAAAGAAAGACUUGCCAGAGGAAAAACCAGAAGAUAUCAUUGAGAUUGUUGAAACUGUUGUUGAUGGACAACCUCAGUUUGAAGUUUCUGUGGUUGUAUUCGAAGCUCCGGAAGAAAUAAUUCCAGGUACUGUAGAACCUGUGAAGAAAAAGAAGACCAAAAAGGUGAAGAAGGAUGAUUUGGAUGCUUAUAUUCAGUAUCUUAUUGAACAGGAAAUUCCAAAAACAGAACUUGAGUUGUAUGAAAAGACAGAAUUGGAUAAACCAAAGAAGGCUAAGAAGGUGAAGCCAAAACCAGAAAAGCCUCAAGAAGAAGAAUAUGAUGUGUUGGAUGUUAAGGUGACUGAAGAAGAUGUGGUAGAAAAACCAAAACCGAAAAAGAAGAAACCAAAACAACAUAAGCAAGAGGAAGUUGUGGAAGAAGUUCUUCCUGAGGAAACUCCAGAAGGAUACACUUUCUCCGUUACAGAAUCAGAGCGUUUGGAAGAAGUAACUGUUCCUGAAGAACCUGUUAAGCAGAAGCCGAAGAAGAAACUGAAGCAGAAUGUAGUUGAAGAAACUCCAGUUACGGUUGAAGAAAUUUCAAAGGAUGUACAAGUUGUUGUUAAGGAGGAUGAAGAAGGAAAGAUUGAAGAACAAACGAUUACUAAGAGAAAGAUUAAAAAGAAGAAGGGUCAUAAGGAAUACACAAUUGAGGUUAUUGAAACACAAGUUGAAGGACAACCUGAAUCGGAAAUAACCAUCAUCGAAUCGGAAGAACAACAACCUGAAGAAGAUGUUCCUUCUGAAGUGAAGAUUCCCAAAAAGAAAAAGACAACUAAGAAAAUCAAGAGGGAAGAAAUCGAUCAAUAUAUUAUUUCUGUGAUUGAAGAAGAAGGCUUGAAACCUGUUGUUUUCACUGAAGACGAAGAAGAGGCUCCAGUAGAAGAAAUCGAGGAAGUUCAUGAAGAACAAAUUACAGUAGAGGAAUUAGCUCCAGAGAUUGAAGUGAAAGAAGAACAAAAUGAAAUUGGAGAAAUCAAGAAGCGAACAACGAAGAAGCGAAAGAUUAAGAAACAAGAAGGAGACAAGGAAUAUCUCAUUGAAAUAAUCGAAUCUCAAGUCGAGGGCCAACCUGAAGCUGAUGUUACAAUGACUACAACCGAAAUCAAACCUGAAGAACCGGAGGAAACUCAACCAGAAUUUGCUACAGUUAAAGUUGUUGAGAAAGUGAAAAAGAAUAAGGUGAAGAAGGAUGAUCUUCAAGAAUAUAUUCAAAAACUGAUCGAGCAAGAAAUUCCUAAGACAGAACUUGAGACGUAUGAAAAGAUUGAUGUUGAUGGAAAACCUAAAAAGACAAAGAAAACAAAACCAAAGAAGAAGGUUCCUGAAGAAGAACAAGGUGAUUUACUUGAUGUUUCAAUUGUUGAAGAAGAAGCUCCAGAAAAACCACAAGAAAAGAAAAAGAAGAAGAAACCAACAGUUGAAAAGGUUGAAGUAACUGAAGAAGUUCCAGAAGAAACUCCUGAAGACUUUGCAUUUAGCGUCAAAGAAACAGAACCUACUGAAGAAGAUCAAAUUGUUGAAGAAGAAAUUCCUAAACAAAAACCUAAAAAGAAGACAAAAGCAAAAAUAGUUGAAGAAAUUCCAGUUACAGUGGAAGAAGUUUCAAAGGACGUUGAAAUUGUAACAAAGGAAGAUGAAGAAGGCAAAAUCGAAGAACAAAUUAUUACCAAGCGUAAGAUUAAAAAGAAGAAGGGACCAAAGGAAUACACAAUAGAAAUAAUUGAAACUCAAGUUGAAGGACAACCUGAGUCUGAAAUUACAAUAAUUGAAUCUGAGGUUCAACAACCCGAUGAAGAGAUACAAUUGGUUGAAGAAGUUCCAAAGAAGAAAAAGACAGUGAAAAAAGUCAAAAAGGAACAAAUUGAACAAUAUAUUAUUUCGGUUGUUGAAGAACAAGGCUUAAAACCAGUAACAUUUGAUGAAGAACAACCAGAAGAAGAGGCUCCAGAAGAGAUUGUUGAAGAAGUUUAUCCAAUUCAAAUUGAAGAAUUAGCUCCAGAAAUUGAAGAAAAUGAAAUUUCUGAUGAAACUGGUGAAAAGAAGAAACGUAUAACGAAAAAACGUAAGAUUCGCAAGCAAGAAGGUGAAAAGGAAUAUUUAAUUGAGAUUGUUGAAACUCAAGUAGAAGGUCAACCUGAAGCUGAUGUUACAAUGACUACAACAGAAUUGACUGUUACUGAAGAUGGUGAAAAACCUGAAGAACCUAAAGUCAUUAAAGUUGCUGAAAAAAUUAAAAAGAAGAAGGUUAAGAAGGAUGAUCUUCAGGAAUAUAUUCAAAAACUUAUUGAACAAGAAAUUCCAAAGACAGAACUCGAAAUCUAUGAGAAGGUAGAUGUCGAUGGAAAGCCUAAAAAAGCAAAGAAAUCUAAGCCAAAGAAAGAAGCACCAAAAUUAGAAGAAGGUGAAGUGCUAGAUGUUUCUGUAGUUGAAGAAGAAGCUCCAGAAAAACCUGUAGAAAAGAAAAAGAAGAAGAAACCUGUUGUUGAAAAGGUAGAAAUAACUGAAGAAAUUCCAGAAGAAAUUCCUGAAGAUUUGACUGUCACAAUAACUGAAUCAGAACGUGUUGAUGUAGAACAACCAAUAAUUGAAGAAGCUCCUAAAGAAAAACCUAAAAAGAAGUUGAAACCCAAAAAGAUUGAAGAAAUUCCAGUCACAGUUGAAGAGGUUUCUAAGGAUGUUGAAGUAAUUGUGAAAGAAGAUGAAGAAGGUAAAAUUGAAGAACAUGUUGUUACAACACGAAAAAUCAAAAAGAAGAAGGGUCCCAAGGAAUAUACCAUCGAAAUAAUUGAAACUCAAGUUGAAGGACAACCUGAAUCAGAAAUCACAAUUAUCGAAUUUGAAGAACAGAAACCAGAAGAAAUUACAACUCUGGUUGAAGAAGUUCCGAAAAAGAAGAAGACCACAAGGAAAAUAAAGAAAGAACAGGUAGAACAAUAUAUCAUCAAUGUUAUUGAAGAAGAUGCACCUGAAAAGGUUAUUCCCGAUGAAGACGAAACAGCUCCUAUCGAACUUGUUGAAGAAUUGCCUACCGAAGAACAACCGAUCUUCGAAAUAACAACAAUGGUUGAACAAGUUGCUGAAAUUGAAGAAGAAGAAAAAGUGCCAUUGGAAAAAGAAACUGAAGAAAAACCUUCUGAGAAGAAAAAAUCGAAGAAACCGAAGAAGGUUAAGGUAACGGAGUCUGAAUUGGAGGAAGACACAAAGCCUUUAGUUGAAGAAAUUGUCGAAGUUGUCGAUGAAGACAAACCUGAUGUUGAAGAAACACCAGAAGACAUGUCAAUAAAGAUUUUGGAAGAAGAACCUAAAAAGCCGAAGAAACCAAAGAAAUCAAAGGUUCAAGUGGAAGAAGAAGUUGUUGAGGAAUAUAAAAUCAGCAUUCAAGAACUUGAACCAGAGGUUGAGGUGAAAGAAGUAACCGUUGAAUCAGGUGAAACUAAACAACAGACAAUUAAAAAGCGAAAGAUUAAGAAGCAAGAAGGUGAAAAGGAAUACAUUAUUGAAAUUAUUGAAACACAAGAAGAAGGUCAACCUGAAGCUGAUGUCACAAUGACAACCACAGAGGUCACUCCAGUUGAAGAAGAGGGAGUACCUGAAGAAGCAAAGGUUAAAGUUAUUGAAAAAGUCAAAAAGAAGAAGGUUAAGAAGGAUGAUCUUCAUGAUUAUAUUCAAAGUCUAAUUGAAAUGGAAAUUCCAAAAACAGAACUUGAGAAAUAUGAAAAGAUUGAUAUCGAUGCUAAGCCCAAGAAAGCUAAAAAGUCUAAGCCAAAGAAGGAAGAAGAAGCACCAGAACUUCCUGAUGCUUUAGAUGUGACUGUAACUGAAGAAGAAGCACCUCAAAAACCAAAAGAAAAGAAAAAGAAGAAGAAACCAAUUGUUGAAGAAGUUGUAGUAACCGAAGAAGUUCCUGAAGAAUUCUUCGAUGAAUACACUAUCAAGACAACGGUAUUGGAACCAACGGAAGAAACACAAAUAUUCGAAGAAGAGCUUGAAGAAGUUCCUGAACAAGAAAAACCAGUUGAAAUUAUUGAAGAACUGCCGGUCACAGUUGAAGAAAUUUCAAAGGACGUUGAAAUUGUGGUGAAAGAAAACGAAGAAGGUGAAUCACAACAACAAGUCAUAACCAAACGAAAGAUCAAAAAGAAGAAGGGUCAUAAGGAGUAUACAAUUGAAGUCAUUGAAACUCAAGUGGAAGGACAACCUGAAUCAGAAAUCACCAUUAUCGAGUCGGAAGAACAGAAACCUGACGAAAAGAUCGAUGUAGUUGAAGAAGUACCGAAAAAGAAGAAGACAACUAAAAAGGUGAAGAAAGAACAAAUUGAGCAGUAUCUUAUUUCUGUUAUCGAAGAACAAGCUACAAAACCAGUUACUUUCGAGGAAACAGUGGAGAUAACUGAACAAGAAAUCGAAGAAACUCCAGAAAAACAACCAGAAUUCGAAACAACAGUAAUUGAAGAAACUGUCGAACCAACACACGAAGAAGAAGAUAUUCCUCAAGUUAUUGAAGAGGAAGAAAAGCAACCAGAAAAGAAAAAGACAAGGAAACCGAAAAAGGUCAAGAUUAUCGAAACAGAAGCCGAAGAACAACCACAACCUGAAGCUGAAAUUCAAGUCGAAGAAACUGUUGAAGAAAAACCAACUGAAAUACAAGUUAUUGAAGAAUUCCCCAUCAAAGUUACCGAAGAAGAACCUAAAAAGCCAAAGAAAUCAAAGAAACCAAAACAACAACAAGAAGCGGAAGUUUUCGAAGAUUAUAAGAUUACUAUUACUGAACUUGCUCCUGAAAUUGAAAUCAAAGAAAUAACCGACGAAGAUGGUGAAACUAAACAACAAACAAUUAAAAAACGUAAGAUCAAGAAACAAGAAGGUCCGAAAGAGUAUGUCAUUGAAAUUGUGGAAACACAAGAAGAAGGUCAACUUGAAGCUGAUGUCACUAUGACAACUACAGAAGUAACACCUGAAGAAGAACAAUCACCAGGGGAGCCAUUGAAGAUCAAGGUUGUUGAAAAGCCCAAAAAGAAAAAGGUUAAGAAGAAUGAUUUGGAUGAUUACAUUCAACAGCUUAUUGAACAAGAAAUUCCCAAAACUGAACUGGAGAAAUAUGAAAAGGUAGAAAUCGAUGAGGCACCUAAAAAGGUCAAGAAAAUAAAGAAGAAGCCAAUCAUCAAAGAAGAAAUCAUUGAUGGACUUCCAGUUAAGGUUACUGAGUAUGAAGUAGAAAAGGAAGAAGUGGAAGAACUUGAGGAAGAACUUCCAGUAACAAUUAUCGAAACAAUUGAAGAAGAUAAACCAGAAAAACCAAAGGAAUUCGUAGUUUCCAUGACUGAAGAACAAGGUGAGCCAAUCGUAUUUGAAGAAGAAACAGUAACUGUAACCGAACAAGAAGAAUCUAAGCCAAAGAAAAAAUCAAAGAAACCAAGGAAGACCGAAGCAGAACAACAACCUGAAGAAGUAGAAGAAAGUCAAGUGCAAGUGACCGAAGAAGAACCAGAACAACCAACAGUUGAAGAAAUUGAAGAAGAAACUAAACCGAAAAAGAAAACCAAAAAGCCAAAGAAACCUGAAACAGCUGAAAUUACUGUUAAGGAAGAGGAACCAAUUAAAGAACAACAACCUUACGAAGUUGAAGUGAUUGAAGAAAAAACCGAUAUCGUCAAAGUUGAGGAUGAAGCUGGAGUUAUUAAAGAGAAAACUGUUACAAAACGUAAAAUCAAAAAGAAGCAAGGUCCAAAAGAAGAGGUUUAUGAAAUUUCCGAAACUACGGAAGAAGGACAACCAAUGUCAGAGGUAUCAGUUGUGCUUUUAGAACCUGAAGAAUCUGUACCACAAGAAGAAGAAGUCACUGUCAAACCAACAAAGAAGACGAAAAGGGUCAAGAAAGAAGAUAUUCAAGAGUUUAUUAUGUCAGUUGUUGAAACAGUACCUGAAGAUCAAGUGCAAGUUGAUGAAGAACAACCUGUUGAAAAACCUAAAAAACCAAAGAAGUCAAAGGUCAAAGUAAUUGAAACAACCGUUGAAGAGAAACAACCGCAACCUGAUAGUUUCCAAAUCGAAGAAAUUCCUCAGGAAGAAAUUCAGCCAGAGGAAAUUGAAGAAGUUGAAGAUUUCUCAGUCAAGGUGAUUUCUGAAACUCCUGAAGAAAUCAAAGAAAAACCCAAAAAGACUAAAAAACAAAAGCAACCCAAACCAGUCAGAGAAGAAACAGAAACUAUUGAAGAAUAUAAGAUUAGAAUUACAUCACUUGAGGAACUUCCAAUUGAAGAAAUAACUGAAGUUACCGAAGAACCUCAAGAAGAAGAAGAAACUCCUCAAGUUGGUCAACAAUUCGAAGAAUAUAAGAUCAAGAUUGAAGAAAUUGAAGCUACUGAGGAGAUUAAACAAAUUGUAGAUGAAGAAGGUGUAACAAAGAAACAAACUAUUUCAAAGAAGAAGAUCAAGAAACACACUGGUCCUAAAGAAGAAAUCAUUGAAAUAAUUGAGGUUCAAAAUGAGGGAGCGCCUUCAGCUGAAGUUACAGUAAUUACUACUGAAGUAGCUGCUAUUGAAGAUGAAGAAAAACCACAAGAAGAGAAAAAGAAGAAGAAAACUACAAAGAAAGUAAAGAAGGCUGAUAUUGACGAUUACAUUCAAAAGUUGAUUGAACAGGAAAUUCCCAAAACAGAACUUGAGAAAUAUGAAAAGGUUGACAUUGAUGAAGUUCCAAAGAAACCAAGGAAGAAAUCAAUUAUUGAAGAUAAGGUUAAAGUUGAUGAAUCUGAACCUGUUAAAGAAGAAGCUCCUCUUGAACAAAUUACAGAAGUUGUUGAAGAAGCUCCUAAAAAGGUAAAGAAACCAAAGAAACCAGUUCAUGAAAUUAAGGUUAUUGAAGAAAUUCCACAAGAACAUCCUGAAGAGCCUUAUGAAGUAACAGUUAAAGAAAUUCAGGAAGAAGUCGAGACAAAACAAGUACCAGAUGAAACUGGUGAGGUAAAAGAAAAGAAGAUUACUAAACGCAAGGUUAAGCAGCAAAUAGGUCCUAAGGAAGUUGUUUUGGAAAUUGUUGAAGUACAAGACAAAGAUACUGGAGAUGCUGAAAUAACAGUUACAACUAGUGAAGCACCAGUUGAAGAAGAUAUUCAACCUGAUGUAGAAGUAGUUAAAAAGAAGAAAACAAAGAAGGUUAAGAAAGACGACUUGGAAGAUUACAUUAAAAAGCUAAUUGAAGAAGAAAUUCCAAAGACCGAAUUAGAAACUUAUGAGAAGGUUGAAAUUGAAGAGAAGCCGAAAAAAACAAAGAAGAAACCUAAGCAAGAAGUUCAGGUUAAGGAAGAAGAACCUCAAGAGGCUCCUGAAGAAGUACCAGAAGAGGCUGAAAUUAAGUUAACUGAAGAAAAACCAGUUGAAGAGGUUGAAGUGUUUGAAUUUAAACAAGUAGAAGAAAAGAAACCAAAGGCACCCAAGAAGGCUCCCAAGCAAAAGGUUAAGGUUGUUGAAGAAGAUAAACCUGAAGAACCAAAACCUGAGGCUGAAGUUAUCGUAAAAGAAGAUGACUUAGAAGAAGCACCUCUUGAGGAACAACCAGUAUUUGAAGUUAAAGAAAUUGAAGAAGUACAACCUAUUGAAGAUACUACUUUUGAAAUUUCUGUAAAAGAAGAAGAAACUCCAAAGGUGAAGGAAAAGAAACCAAAGAAACCGAAAGCCAAGGAAGUUGAAACUAUCGAAAGCUAUGAAAUUUCUGUUCAUGAAUCUGUCACAGAACCUGAAGAACCAGCUCCAGUUGAUGAUACCCCAGUUGAAGUUCAAGAAAUUGAAACAAAAUCCGAAGUUAAGGAGGUUCAAGACGCUGAUGGCACAAAACACAAAGAAACUACAACCAGACGUAAAAUCAAACGCCAACAAGGUCCUAAGGAAGAAAUUAUCGAAAUUAUCGAAGUUCAAACUGAUGAUCAACCUGAAGCAGAAGUCACAGUUAUUUCAACAGAAACUCCAAAACCAGACGAACCAAAAGAACAACCAAAGGCACCAAAGAAAAAGACCAAAAAGGUUAAGAAAGAUGAUCUUGAUGAUUACAUUCAGAAGCUCAUUGAACAAGAAAUUCCAAAGACUGAAUUGGAAAAGUACGAAAAAAUCGAAUUUGAAACUGCUCCUAAGGAGAAACCAGAAGAAGAACAACCUGUUGUGGUGAAAGAAGAAAGUCCUGUCAAGGAGGAAGAAAAACCAACAAAGAAGAAGACGAAAAAAGAAAAGAAACCUAAAGAAGAAGAAGAAUAUCCUCUUGCUGAAAUAAGAGUUACUGAAGAAGAACCUGAACAACCAGUUGUUGAAAUUAUCGAAGAUAAACCAGCUGAAGUGAAGGUUGAAGAAAUAAUCAACGAAGAAGGCCAACCCAAACAACAAGUUACUACCAAAAGAACAGUUAAAAAGAAGGUGGGACAGAAAGAAAGUACUCUUUACAUUGUCACUGUACAAGAAGAAGACAAACCUGAUGCUGUCAUUUCAAUCACGGAAGAACAACCGGAAGAACCAAUUCCUGAAGAAAUCGAAGUAAUUGAAGAACAACCAUCAAAACCAACUCCAACCAAACUAAAGAAACCUAAAAAGACCACAAAAACUGUCAAGACCAACGAACUUGAUGACUAUAUUCAAAAACUCAUCGAAGCUGAAAUACCCAAAACCGAAUUGGAACAAUACGAAAAAGUCGAUAUACCAAUAUUUGAAAAACCCAAAAUUGAAGAAGCAGAAAAACCUGAAGAAAAACCCAAAAAGAAAAAGAAAACUGAAAAACCCCAACCAAUUGAAGAAGCUAAAAUAACCGAAAUCAUUGAACAACCUACAAUCGUCGAUGAAAAACCAUUUGAAAUAACAGAAACUCAAACAUUACCCGAAACACAACCCGAGGAACCAACUGACACAGAACAGACAACACCAGUACAGGAAGAAUCCAAACCGGAUACUACCGAUUAUACAACAACAACAAAAAAACAGAAAACUAUCAAAAAACCCAAAGAUAAAACACAAUCAGAGACAAGUAUUCCAGUUGAAGUACACAAGGACUUCGAGAUCAGCGUAAUUGAAGAAGAAGCACCAGUCAAGAUAGUCGAUGAAGAAUAUCCAGAAUAUGUUGUAGAUGUUAAAGUAACCGAGGAAAUCCCUGAAGAACCAGAAUCAAUACCAAUUGAAGUAGUAGAAGAAGCACCAGAAGAAGUUAAGCCAGGUACAACGGAACCAGUGAAACCAAAGAAAAAGAAGAAGAUCGUUAAGAAACAAGAAGAUGAUCAAGAUGAUAUUAUCAAGGCCUUGCUGGAGCAAGAAGUUGAAAAGACAGUUCUCGAAAAAUACGAGAAAAUCGAUAUUGAAAAGCCCAAGAAAGAAAAAGUCAAGAUAGAAGGUUUGGUACCGACUAAGAUCGAACGUGUUGAACAUAAAGCACAAAAAAUGACUGUUGUUGAAGCAGUAGAUCUUCCACAAGUGGUUAAAUUGAAGCAAACUAAACGUAAGGAGAAAUCAGUUGAACCGGAAACUAGUUUGUUGCCUAAGUUUAAACUUAAGAGUCGUAUUGUAUAUGUUGAAUUCCCACCAGAACUUUUGGUACCAAAGAUAACUGAUAUUAAUGCUAUUCGUGCAAAUGGUGACCUCUCACGUAAUAUUGAAGAAGCUGAAGAACUACUGAAGACAAAACCAAAGAAGUUCAAGAAGAUUAAGAAAAUCAAGGAUGAUCGCGAGAAGGUUGAACUGGAAAAGUAUGAGAAAUAUGUUAGCAGUUCUGAAGAUGAAGCUGAGGUCAAACCUUAUGAAAAGCCCGAAAAGGUAAAGGUACCAGAAGAACCAGAGCAAAUUGUUGAAAUUAAGCUGGGCAAGGGCAAAAAGAAGCCUAUUGCUGAAGAGCAAGCAGAGAGUGUAACACUGAAGAAAACACCAACCAAGCCAAAAGAAGAAGAGGUUGUCACAGAAAAGGUCAUCAAAAAGAAAGAAGAUGUCGUUGUUCAAGAAGUAGUUGAAGAACCUGAACAACCAAAAUACAAGAUGGAACCAUUUGAACCAGUUGACUUUGAACAUCCGGAAUAUCCUAAAGAGGAACUUGAAGAGAUUGAAAAACCAGAGUUUCCAAAGAAAGAAAAGAAACAAGAAAAGCCCAAACACAAGCGUAAGGAGAAGCAAAAGCCCGAACAAGAAUUCGAAACGGUACAAAUCGUUCCAGGUGUUCCAAAGGAUGAAGAAGAGCAACCAGAAGAGACUGUCAAAUUUAGAAUACCCGAAAGUGAAGCACCUGAAGAACCAACUGCUGAAGUUAAGUUGAAGCCCGUCAAGAAGGUCAAAGAGGAAAAACCACAAGAAGAAGCUGUAGUGAUUCCGAAAGAAGAAGAAGAACUUCCAAAAGAAGAAGUGAUUGUAACAGAACCUGAAGUCAAAGAAGAAAAACCUAAGAAGAAACCAAAGAAAGAAAAGGUUAAGGAAGUUAAACCCGUUGAAGAGGAAGAAAAAAUUUUCGAGGUCUCUGUUACUGAAGAAGAAGUUGUUCAAGAAGCUCCUGUUGAAGAGAAGAAGCCCAAAAAGGUGAAAGUGAAGGAAUCAAAGCCUGAAGAACAACCUGUGGCUGAGAUUGAAGUCAUAACUGAGCAACCUGAAGUGCAAAAACCAGAGCCAGUAUAUGAUUCAUAUGAAAUUUCUGUAACUGAAACUGAAGCUCCAGAAAUUCCUGAAGAAUUCAAGGUUAAGGUAACUGAAAGUCAAGAAAAGGAAGUCACCUUCGAGGAGGUGGUUGAAGAAAAGGUUGUCACUAGACGUAAGAAGCCCAAACCAGAAGAAAAACCAGAAGAGUUCCAAAUCAAACUUAAGGAACCAGAAGUUGAAGAAAUCGAAGAACCAACUCAAGAAGCAACCUUCCAAAUCAAGAAACCAGUUGAAGAUGUACCUGAGGAAGCAGAAGUCGAAGUCAAGUUUACAGCUCCACAGCCUAUUGAAGAAAGUGAAGUUGAAGUAGUUGUAAAGAAGAAGAAACCAAAGAAGAAGCCAGUAGAGGUCGAAGAGGCUAAAUUGGAGGUUAAGGUGGAGGAAAUCAUUGAGACUCCUGAAGAACCAAUUGAAGAAAUUCAAGUACAAGAAGAAGAGGUUCCUGAGGUACAACCAGAGAGUUACAAAUAUAAAUUGACUGAAACAGAGCCUGAAGAAAAACCACAACCUGUUGUGGAAGAAGUGGAAGAAGUUGCACCUAUUCCUGAACCAGUGGUUGAAGAAAUCCAGGAAGACUUUAAAACAUACGAAAUCACAACUAAGGAGUUUGAACCGGAAGAAAAGCCACAAGAACCCGAGGAGGUACCUGAGGUAAAGGUUAAGAAAAUAAAGAAGGAGAAGGUUAAACAAGUGGUUGAAGAGAUUCAAGAAGUCAAGGUUAUUGAAGAAACUCCGGAAGAAGUGGUACAAGUUCAAGAAACUGAACCUGAAGAAGCUGUAUUCCAGGUUAAGAAGAAGGUUCCAAAGGAUGUUCCUGAAGAGUUUGAGGCAGAAGUUGUACUCACCACUCCUAAAGAAGAAGAGCAACCUGUAGCUGAGGUCAAGAUCAAACAGAAGAAACCAAAGAAACCUAAGGUAGAGGAAGAAGCAGCAAUGCUUGAAGUUAAGGUUGUUGAAUUUGAAGCUCCUGAAAAACCAGAAGAAGAAGAAAAGGUAGUUGAGGUAAUUGAAACUGUUCCAGAGGAACCAAAGAAACCCGUUGAGAAAAUUAAAGAGGUUAAAAUUAUUGAAACUGAGCCAAAACCUAAAGAACAACCAUUCUAUGAAGUUUCAGUUGUUGAAGAAGAAGCACCGGAAAUUCCUGAAGAAGAAGCACCAAUACAAGAAGUAAAGGUUAUUGAAGAGGAUGUUCGCGAAGUGCAAACUGAAGAAAUUCAAGAAGUUAAGGUGGUCAAAAAGAAGAAGAAGCCUGCACAAAAAGAAGAAGAAGUACCUGAAGUUAAGUUCUCUGUAAGUAAAAAAGAACCAGAAGAGCCAGAAGAAGUACAGGCUGAAGUUGUUCUUUCUGCGCCUAAACCUGAAGAGGUUGAAGAUGUUGAAGUAGAAAUUAAACAGACCAAACCAAAGAAAACAAAACCGGUAGAAGAAGAAUCUGCAAUUCUUGAAGUUAAGGUGAUUGAUAUUGAACCGGAAACUGUUGAAGAAAUUGUCGAAGAGGUGAAGGUUGUAAAGAAAAAACCAAAGAAGCCUGUUGUUGAGGAAGUUGAAGAAGCUCCACAAGAGUUCAAGGUUAAACUUGCCAAGGAAGAGCCAGAAGAAGAGGUCUUAGAACAAGCAUUUACAAUCAAACCCAAAAAGAAACCAAUUGUUCAAGAUGAACCGGAAGACGUUGAAGCUGAGUUCAAGCUUCCUGUUACUAAAACAGUUGAAGAAGUUACCGAAGAUGCACAGAUAAAAAUGAAGAAACCAAAGAAAAAGGUUAAGGAAGAAGCUGCUGCUGAACUUAAGGUUAAGGUUGUUGAAGAAGUACCAUAUGAAGGACCAGCUGAAGAAAUUAUUAUUCAGGAAGAAGAAGAAGAGGCACCUUAUGUUGUUGAAGAACCCGAAGAAGAGGAACAAGUAAUUGAACAUAAGAUUCGAGUAAUUGAAGAAAUUCCUCAAGAAAUCGUUGAAGAAAUUAUUGAACAACCAGAGGAACCAGUUCCUGAAGAAAAGGUUCAAGAAGAAAAGGUUAAACUUCCAAAGAAGAAGAAGCCAGUUGUUGAAGUUGUUGAAGAACCUGAAGCUGAAGUUACUCUUCCUCAAAAGAAACCAGUUGAACAAGUUACAGAAGAUGCCGAAAUUAAGGUUAAGAAACCGAAGAAACCUAAAAAGGUUGAAGAAGAAGCAGCUGAUUUCAAGAUUACAAUUGUCGAAGAAGUUCCACAGGCUCCACAAAUUGAAGAGGUUGUUGAAAUAGAAGAAAUCAUUGAACAACCUAAGGAAGAAGAAAAGAAACCAGAAGAAAUUCCUAAACAAUAUGAAAUCAAGAUUCAAGAAAUUGAACCUGAAGAAAUUCCAGAAGAGGCACAAUUUAAGGUUAAACCCAAGAAGGUUGUUGAAGAAGAAGAAGAAGUUGCCGAAGUGAAGAUUAAGGUGGCAGAAAAGAAGGUUGUUAAAGAGGAACAAGUUGAAGAAAAGAUUGUUAUGAAGAAACCGAAGAAAAAGAAGCCCGUCGAAGAAACAUUUGAAGAGGCUAGCAUUAAACUUAUUCAACCUGUUGAGCCUGAGGAAGAACAAAUUGCCGAAGUAACGCUUAAACCGAAAAAACCAAAAGAAAUUCAAGAAGAAGAACAAGAAGUUAGCGUUGAAAUGAAGCUUCCUAAACAGAAGACCGAAGAUACACCAGAAGAAGCACUCACUUUGAAAAAGAAGAAGAAACCAAAACGCGUUGAAGAAGCUGCAGCUGAACUUGAAAUCCAACAGGAAGUUAUAAUCGAAAGACCUGUUGAAAUUGAAGAAGAAGAAAUAAUUGAAGAAGCUGUUUUCAAGCGAAGACCAUCAAAACUGGUACCUACUGUUGAAGAUCUUGACGAAGAAGAAGUUAGUAUGUCUUUGAAGAAACCUCGUAAAAUUAACGAAGGUGUCGAAGGUGAAGCUACAGUUACCAAGAAACGUCCAGUCAGACCUGUACAGGAUGCUGGUGAAGAAAGUGCUGAAUUGGUUAUACGAAAACUUGAAGAAUAUGAAGAAACCGAUGACGUUGAAGAAUUUGUUGUUUCUAAGAAACCUAAACCAAUGCCAAAACAAAUUACUGAUAUACAAGAUCAAGAAUAUACCAUCAAGAAAUUAAAGAGACGCAAGAAGAGCAGCGUUGACAUUCCUGAAUUCACCGAUGUUGAAAAUGUCACUUUCCGUGCCAAAUCUACAAAAACCAAAGAAGAUGUUGAUCAAGAGUUUAACAUCGAUUUGGACUCGUAUGCCGAAGAAGAAAUUUCAAUGUCAUCCAAGGUGAAAGUUAAACGUCCUAUCAAGAAGACCUUUGCUGAAGCUGCGGAUGAAGCUCAAAUUAAGAUCAUCCAAGAUUAUGACGAUGGUGAAGAACAAAUUAUUGAAGAAAUCGUUGAUAGCAGUGAUGGUGAAGACAACACUAUGUAUGAUGUUGAAGAGCCAGAAGAAUUCCAAGCCGAAGAACUACCACCCGAUGAAGUUGAGUUCAAACUUAAGCCAAAAUCAAAACCUAAACCGAGAUACUCUGUGCAACAUGAAGAUGGCGAAGAAAUUCUGCUGGCAUUUAAACCCAAGCGUCAUGAAGACUCGGUGACAUUUGAUGAAGACUCAUUGACGUUCCACAAGAAGCGCAAGAUGACACAGCAAAUCUUCAAUGAAGAUGGCGCUUCUUUGAACAUUACCCGGGAAGCACAAGUUGAAGAAACUGAUGGUGAAGAAAACGUCAUGUACUCCAUUUGCAAUUACAUCGCUGACAACGACGAAGCCAUCAAUUUAGUUGAAGGCGAGAAGGUCUAUGUUGUUGGACGUCACAGCUCUGAAUGGUGGUUUAUUCGCAAGAACCUAACUGCUGAAGAAGGUUGGGUCCCAGCCCAAUAUCUUAUGGAACCUGCAGCCUACACUCUUUACGUGCAGAAGAAACUUCACGAGAAGAUCGACAAAUUGCCUGUCUUUGAACGACCUGGUCCAAAUGAAAAACCCAUGGCACCACGUUUCAUCGAGAAAUUGCAACCAAUUCACACACCCGAUGGAUAUACUGUACAAUUUGAAGGCAAAGUUGAGGGUGUACCACGCCCACAAAUCGCAUGGUUCCGUCAAACUGCCAUUAUUAAGCCAUCUCAAGACUUCCAAAUGUAUUACGAUGAUGAUAAUGUGGCAACGCUGAUUAUCCGGGAAGUCUUCCCUGAAGAUGCCGGUAUGUUUACAUGUGUGGCAAAGAAUGCCGCUGGUUUUGCAUCGACUACCACAGAAUUGGUGGUCGAAACACCAUUAUCCGAUCAUGGAUCUGAUGCUACCGGCUUGUCACGUAAGAGUUUGUCACGUGAAUCAUCUCUCGCUGACAUUCUUGAAGGUAUACCACCAACCUUCUCACGUAAACCACGUGCACAAUAUGUCGAUGAAGGCCAGAAUGUGAUCUUAGAAUGCCGUUUGGUAGCCGUUCCCGAACCAGAUAUCGUAUGGACAUUUAACGGCGAAGAAGUGAUCACCGAAAAGAACGUUAAGGUGGCAACAGAAUCUGAUAUGCACAUGUACUGUAGUAUUAUACACAUCACCAAGGUAAAAAAAUCACAAGAAGGUGUUUACGAAGUUAUUGCCACAAAUCGUGAAGGUGAAUCACGUUUGCCAAUUGUUCUUAAGGUGAAAACAGAUGAAAAAGAACCACCACAAAUUCUGGAACCCCUAAGAAAUAUGAUAAUUCGUGAGGGUGAAAGUGCAGUCCUAACAACACAAAUUGUUGGUAAUCCACCGCCAAAGAUCACCUGGUCUAAGGAUGGUAAACCAGUUAAGGCGAAUACAAAGUCCGAAAAAGAUACACAUACUUUGACAUUGAUUUCGCCCAAACUGACAGAAAAGGGUGAAUACACUGUUAAGGCAGUGAAUCCACUGGGAAGUGUUGAGACCACAGCAUAUUUGACAAUUGAAGAAGCGGCAAGUGGAAACGCUGAGCCACCACUCUUCAUCGAACGCUUCCAAGAACAAUCAGUACCUCAAAAGGGAACAAUCAGCCUUACAGCCAAGGUUACUGGUAACCCAGUACCUGAAGUUAGUUGGCUCUUUAACAACAAUCCAUUAGAACCAUCCAAACGUGUGCAAUUACGUUAUGAUGGUGAAAUGAUUGAACUUACCAUUACCAAUGCCAACCCUGAAACUGAUUCUGGUGAUUAUAAAUGCAUUGCCAGUAAUCCAGUUGGUAAUACAUCACAUGGAGCUCGUGUCAUUGUUGAAGUUGACGAAGUCACAUUUACCAAGAAAUUGAAAAAGAACAUUAGCAUUGAAGAAACUCAAUCUUUGACACUUGAAUGCGAGACAUCACAUGUUGUUUCAACAAAAUGGUUCUUCAACAACAAAGAACUUAGUGGCAUGGAUCAUAGAGUUGUUGUUGAAGAUGGCAAAGUACAUAAGCUCUUUAUUAAGACAACAAAUCUUCGUGAUGCUGGUAAUUAUGUAUGCAAAGUUAAGAAUCAAGAAACUCAAUCAACUGUUGAGGUUUUGCAACGUAAGCCAGAGUUUAUUCGUCCACUUCAAGACUUUGAAGUCAAGGAGAAGGAAGAUGCAUACUUUGAGGUAGAAAUAUCUUCUGACGCUGCUGAAGUUACCUGGGUAAGAGAAGGUGAGAAAAUCACACCUGAAAACAAGAGGUUCGAAAUAAUUAAGGAAGGAAAGAUCCGUAAGUUGAUUAUUCGUGAGUCCUCCAUUCAUGAUGAAGGUGAAUUCACAUGUGUGCUUGAAGAUCAAGAGUGCACAGCUGAACUUAUUGUUAUUGAAUUACCACCACAAAUUAUUCGUAAGAUGGAUGACGUUACCGUUACUAAAGGUGAAACGGCUACAUUUGAAAUUGAACUCACCAAGGGUGAUGCUUUGGUGAAAUGGUUUAAAAAUGGCAAAGAACUUCAGUUCUCCGAACAUGUUCAACUCAGUAUCGAUGGUAAACGUCAAAUGUUGAAGAUUUUCAAAUCUCAACCAGAUGACGCUGCCGAGUAUACAUGUCAAGUUGGAGAUCAAACGUCAAAGGGAAAAUUAGUUGUUGAAGAACCAAUGGUUGAAUUCACUGUCAAAUUGCCAGAUGUCACUUUGGCAACUAAAUCAACUGAUGCUGAGUUUGUUUGUGAACUUUCACGACCAGAUGUCGAAGUGACAUGGUACAAGAAGGGCAAGAAAGUUACACCGAAUAAGAAACAUGACGUUUAUGUUGAAGGCACAGUUCGUCGUUUGGUUAUCCAUGAUGCCGAUGAAGAUGAUGUUGGAGAGAUAAGUUGCACAGCUAUUAACGUAACGACAGUUACUAAGCUGUGUGUUGAAGAAAUAAAAACUGCUCCAAUCAUUAUUUCUGACAAGGAACAAACAAUUAAGGUUAAGGAAAAUGAUGACGUCACUAUGACAGUUAAGUUCAGUGGUAAACCACAACCAGAGGCUACUUGGUCGACAUCGAAAACGGUUGUUAAAAAGAACAAUAGGGUAACGCCAACAAUUGAUGACGCUUCAGCUUCGUUAACAAUUCGCAAAGUUGUUGAAGAGGAUGAAGAUGAAUAUAUUGUCAAGUUGGUUAAUCCAGUUGGGGAUGCCGAAGCUAGUAUUAAUUUGGUGAUCAUGAGACCACCAAAAGCCCCAGGCUCACCACAACCAUUGGAAGUUAUGCACGAUUCGAUUACUCUUUACUGGAAGGCACCAGAAGAUGAUGGCAAAUCCGAGAUCACAGAAUACAUCCUCGAAUACCAGGAUGUUAAAAUACAAAAAUGGAUUGAAAUCCGUAAGAUCAAGGAAACUACUUAUACUCUGACCAAAUUACAAGUCGACUCAGAAUACGUAUUCCGAGCUAUAGCUGUCAACGAAGUUGGUCCGAGUCCACCAUCACCACUUUCACCACCCAUUCGUUUGGUUGCUGAGAAGAAAACCGAAAAGCCAACAGUUCAACAACCACUUCAAGAUAUUACCAGUGAACUCGACAAAGAGGUCACUCUAUCUUGCAUCUUUGGUGGUAUUCCAGAACCUAAAAUUACAUGGAAAAAGAAUGGUAAAACUAUCGAAUCCACUAGCAUUCGCUAUGAGAAUCGUGUAUCCAAAUACACAAUUGAAAAGACAACAGUUGAGACUGAAGCUACAUACACAUGUGUGGCAGAAAAUGAAGUUGGUUCAGUGGAAACUUCAUGCAAAAUCAUAAUUCGCGAGAAACCGACAAUAGAAAUCGAUGAGAAAUAUAUUGUACAGAAAUUAAAGACAGACAGCACAUUAACCAUUCCAGCGAGAAUCCGAGGCUAUCCACAACCGAAAAUAACAUGGUUCAAGGAAACAACGGAAAUAACAACAACCAAGCGGACUGUUAUUGAAACAAUCGAAACGUCAUCAACUGUCACCAUUACAAAAUUGACACGUGAAGAUUCGGGUCGUUAUAAGGUGACAGCUACAAAUACUGCUGGAACAACAAGUGUGGAUGUUACUGUACAAGUAAUUGAUAAACCACAACGUCCAAAUUCAUUGGAAAUUAAGGAAAUGAAGAAGGAUUCCAUUAAAUUGGAAUGGACACCACCAAUUGAUGAUGGUGGCUUGGAAGUUACAAAAUACAUUCUGGAAAAAUGCGAUAUACAAAAUAAUGUUUGGAUGAAGGUUGCUGAAAUGGACACAAGCAUAUGCUCGUAUUCCGUGCAAAAACUUGCAAUGAAUAGCCAGUACAUGUUUAGGGUCUAUGCCAGCAAUCCCAUCGGUAUAUCGGAUCCAACAGAAAGUGAACCGGUUACGAUAGCUAAGAAAAUGGACAAACCAACACCGCCACGUGAACCGCUAGAUGUAUGCGGUAUGACUGAAACUUCAUUUACACUCUCUUGGGAAGCAUCCGAAUCGGAUGGUGGCAGCAAGAUCAUCGAAUAUAUUGUUGAAAUUAAAGAAAUCCAUGAGACUGAAUAUAGACUCUUGGGCAGUUCGAAUGGAAAUAUAACAAAUAUAUUUGUUAGUAAUGUUGUGAAAGACAAGGCCUAUAACUUUAGAAUAUUUGCCAAGAAUGAAGUUGGCAUUAGUGAAGCAUUAGAGACUGAAGAUAAGAUUAUUGUUGGCAGGAGAAUAACACCUCCAUCCCCACCACAAAAUCUUAGAGCGCCAGAUGUGACAAGCAGAAGCGUCACUUUGGAUUGGGAAGUUCCAAUCAGCAAUGGCGGAUCUGAAAUCACUGGUUACGUUAUUGAAAAACGUUCAUCGACAUCAACAAAAUGGACAAAGGUUGUAACAUUGGAUGCCCAUUGUCUACAAUAUACAAUUGAAAACUUGAAAGAAAAAUGCGAAUAUACAUUUAGGGUAUUUUCUGAAAAUUCAGUUGGUUUAAGUAUACCAGCAAACACCGAUAGCAUUUCACUUAAAACACACGCAACCGUUCCAUCACCACCAACUGGUCCAUUGGAAGCAAGAGUUAUUGCUGCCAAUGCACAUAUCUUCGAAUGGGGUAUACCCGAGUCAGAUGGAGGUGCGCCACUGCUCGGUUAUAAUAUUGCCAUUCGUGAUUUACGCAAGACAAUGUGGAUUGAAGUUGGACGUGUGCCACCAGAUAUACAAAGAUUCCAAAUUAAGGAUCUGCAAGAAAAUCAUGAAUAUAUGAUUCGUAUAUUUGCUAGAAAUGAAAUUGGUUUAAGUGAACCUUUAGAGUCUGAAGAACCAUACAAGGUUAUAACAACGGGUCACGAGAUGCUACCCGAUGAACCACGAACUGAAAUGACUGGUAUGAGUACAGACAAUACAUCGUCCUGGUUACGUGAUCAUAACAUGGAUGCGGACAUUCAUUCAUAUGCCCGUGCCAAACUACUACGCAAGGAUGAAUAUUUCUUCCGAAUUUUUUGCAAUGCUGGCAAAUUGUUCAAAUAGAAAUUUGAAAAAACAAACUUAACCCAGCUAGUAACGAAUUAUAAAUAUAAAAAAAAAAACUUAUACAAUACAUUGAUUAUUUAGUUUUAAGUUAAUUAUGUACUUAAUUAAGAUAUUUAUUGAUUUCAUUAUAUACAAUAAUUAUUUUAAAUAAUUUUAAUUUAUCAAAACGUUUAUAUCAAAAAAAAAAAGUAAGAGUUGCCAUUUUUAAACAUUAAAUAAGGAUCUAAAUGGCAUUUCAAAAAACCCCAUAAUAAUAUAAAAAGUGCGAGCGAAGAUAUAAUACAAAAAUAAAAUAAAAUUUGAAAUGUCAGUUAAGAAUCCUUUAAAGUGUUUAAGAGUGAUCGCAACUAACGAUUUCUCUUUUAUACAAAAACAAUUUUUUUAUAAUUCUUUUUGUAAACUGUGAUAAAUUUUACUAAAAGAGAAUUCUAAAUUUGUAAAAUCGAUAAUGUAAGUGAGACAGGUAUUGUGCCUGGAGAUCUAUUGAAAUUGCAAUGUUUGAUUCUUUUUUUUUUAGGGAGACAAAAAAAUAUAGGUGCGAACGAAUAUUUUAUACAUAAAACUUUAUUUAAAACAACAUCAAAUAAUUAAAUUUUAUGUUAAAAAAAAAAGAUUUUCAAAUAUGGCAAUUUUCAAUGUGAUCUUUUGAGUAAAAACUUACACUACCGAAACGAAACCCCGAUUUGUAAAACAAAAACAUGACGUAAUAAAAGAUCAAAUAAAGAACAAUAUUAUGUAAA
Messenger RNA from Episyrphus balteatus (marmalade hoverfly), 50550 nucleotides. RefSeq names its product titin. NCBI's taxonomy places the organism in Eukaryota, Metazoa, Arthropoda, Insecta, Diptera, Syrphidae. The coding region runs from base 908 to 49807 and encodes 16299 amino acids. Gene Ontology annotation, molecular function: protein binding. The record is from RefSeq and is a predicted model, not a curated record. The transcript has 40 exons.